AUGAUCAGGAAGACAGGGCUUGACUCAACUACAGGCGUUGCGAGUGUGUUUGAGAGGAAAAUGGGGAAGAGAGGCACACAUUGCUUUGGCUUGGUCUUUUUCACAUUGCUCUGCCUGAUAACUGCUCAAAAUACUGGGGCGAACAUGGUAUUUUGGAUGGCUACCAUUCAAACGCGUUACUGGAACACAAGUGACAACAAAACGGUGUUACAAAGCUGUGAGUGUGGAUUAUAUGGGGCCCACUCUCCUGUCAUCUCGGCUUCCGGAGAGGUGACGCUUCCUAUUUCAGAUCCCUUAGCCUGUGGGCCCCAGACUAGCUUUAAUAGCUCAGAGCCAUGGAUAGCCCUUAUUCAGAGGGGAAACUGCACCUUCACUGAGAAGAUCCUGGCUGCUGCUGAAAGUGGAGCCGCUGGUGUGGUUAUUUACAACCUCCCUGGUACAGGCAAUGAGGAAAUCCCCAUGAUGCACCACGGUGAGUGAUGUUGUUUUUACUAAUCUCUUUUCCCCCCUAUGUGCUAGUAUACUGCAUGUGACAUUUAGUUCAGUUGAAUCCAUAGACUAUUUUGAAAGAGAGAAGAACCACAGUUUACAUCAGCUACAUGAGAGUGCAAAGGAUUUGUUUGUAUUUCCAUGAAAUGCAAAGUUGAAGUCUCCCGUGUCUUCUUUUGAAACGCAUGAACAGUUAACCAAACAACAGCCCUUCCACUUGGUAGUGCUUCAGCUUUUUUAUUUCUCUAUUCCUCACAGAAUUGCAGCCUUAAUAACUAAUGAGUGUAUUGUAAAGUAGCUUAAAGUAAAGGUGGCUGAGGGUUAAGGGAUAUUUGGUGUCUGAUUCAAUCAGUAAUAUGCGGUCUACUGAUCCACACAUUCUCUGACCUACAGUUGGAGAUAAGAUUAGGCCAUUUGGUCAAUGAUUCUCUCAUCUGCUUUGUUUCCACAUGAUACACAGCACAGCAGGCAAACAAAACCAAUGCUGCAGUAGGUGCUUAGAUAUGAUGAUGUGGGGGUAUAUGAUGAUAGCAUCAUUUAUUAAUAGCAAUCAAUAACCUAAACCAUAAAUGAUGGCCACACUGGCUGUCAUGAUUUUCUUUGUAUAGUCAUACAGUGCAGAUGCACAAUACAAAUGUGUACAAAUAGCCUACACUAGAAAAAAAAAAGAUGAGCUUCCCUGUUUCUGACAGUUUGUGCAGAAAUUAUUUGGUUGUGCAAACCCACAGUUUCAUCAGCUGUCCGGGUGGCUGGUCUCAGACAAUCCUGCAAGUGAAGAAGCUGGAUGUGGAGGUCCUGGGCUGGCGUGGUUACGUGUGGUGUGCGGUUGUGAGGCUGGUUGGACGUACUGCCAAAUUCUCUAAAAUGAUGGAGGCGGCUUAUGGUAGAGAAAUGAACAUUAAAUUCUCUGGCAACAGCUCUGGUGGACAUUCCUGCAGUCAGCAUGCUAAUUGCACGCUCCCUCAAAACUUGAGACAUCUGUGGCAUUGUGUUGUGUGGCAAAACUGCACAUUUUAGAGUGGCCUUUUAUUGUCCCCAGCACAAGGUGUUUAAUCAGCUUCUUGAUAUACCACAACUGUCAGGUGGAUGGAUGAAUUAUCUUGGCGUAGGAGAAAUGGUCACUAACGGGUGUAAACAAAUGUGUGCACAGCGUUUGAGAAAUAUGGAAAAAAAAUUGGGAUCUUUUAUUUCAGCUCAUGAAACAUGAGACCAACACUUUACAUGUUGCGUUUUAUAUUUUUGUUUAGUGUGUAUAUAUAUAUAUAUAUAUAUACACACACACACAGUGAGGGAAAAAAGUAUUUGAUCCCCUGCUGAUUUUGUACGUUUGCCCACUGACAAUGGUAGGUUUAUGUGAACAGUGAGAGACAGAAUAACAACAAAAAAGUCCAGAAAAACGCAUGUCAAAAAUGUUAUAAAUUGAUUUGCAUUUUAAUUAGGGAAACAAGUAUUUGACCCCUCUGCAAAACAUGACUUAGUACUUGGUGGCAAAACCCUUGUUGGCAAUCACAGAGGUCAGACGUUUCUUGUAGUUGGCCACCAGGUUUGCACACAUCUCAGGAGGGAUUUUGACCCACUCCUCUUUGCAGAUCUUCUCCAAGUCAUUAAGGUUUCGAGGCUGACGUUUGGCAACUCGAACCUUCAGCUCCCUCCACAGAUUUUCUAUUGUAUUAAGGUCUGGAGACUGGCUAGGCCACUCCAGGACCUUAAUGUGCUUCUUCUUGAGCCACUCCUUUGUUGCCUUGGCUGUGUGUUUUGGGUCAUUGUCAUGCUGGAAUACCCAUCCACGACCCAUUUUCAAUACCCUGGCUGAGGGAAGGAGGUUCUCACCUAAGAUUUGACGGUACAUGGCCCCAUCCAUCGUCCCUUUGAUGCGGUGAAGUUGUCCUGUCCCCUUAGCAGAAAAACACCCCCAAACCAUAAUGUUUCCACCUCCAUGUUUGACGGUGGGGAUGGUGUUCUUGGGGUCAUAGGCAGCAUUCCUCCUCCUCCAAACACGGCGAGUUGAGUUGAUGCCAAAGAGCUCGAUUUUGGUCUCAUCUGACCACAACACUUUCACCCAGUUCUCCUCUGAAUCAUUCAGAUGUUCAUUGGCAAACUUCAGAUGGGCCUGUAUAUGUGCUUUCUUGAGCAGGGUGACCUUGCGGGCGCUGCAGGAUUUCAGUCCUUCACGGCGUAGUGUGUUACCAAUUGUUUUCUUGGUGACUAUGGUCCCAGCUGCCUUGAGAUCAUUGACAAGAUCCUCCCGUGUAAUUCUGGGCUGAUUCCUCACCGUUCUCAUGAUCAUUGCAACUCCACGAGGUGAGAUCUUGCAUGGAGCCCCAGGCUGAGGGAGAUUGACAGUUAUUUUGUGUUUCUUCCAUUUGCGAAUAAUCGCACCAACUGUUGUCACCUCACCAAGCUGCUUGGCGAUGGUCUUGUAGCCCAUUCCAGCCUUGUGUAGGUCUACAAUCUUGUCCCUGACAUCCUUGGAGAGCUCUUUGGUCUUGGCCAUGGUGGAGAGUUUGGAAUCUGAUUGAUUGAUUGCUUCUGUGGACAGGUGUCUUUUAUACCGGUAACAAACUGAGAUUAGGAGCACUCCCUUUAAGAGCAAUUCUGGUUCCCCUUUACUGAGCAACUGGGGCUUAUAUAGCUUCAGGAGGAGUUGGUAAAUUGGAGACAGCUGCGUCCUGACGAGGGCGCGGUGUCAGCUCUCCAAUCAUCAAUGUUUUUCAAAUCAAUCAGCUGCUUGUUGAGGAAUUUCAGGAACCCAUUUCCUGAAAUACCUACAUGAAAAUACACAAACCACAACAUAGAAACUGGGGAACGUAACAAUCAUUAGAAAACCCUUUUGCAAUUAUGUUAGCACAGCUGAAAACUGUUGUGCUGAUUAAAGAAGCAAUACAACGGGCCUUCUUGAGACUAGUUGAGUAUCUGGAGCAUCAGCAAUUGUGGGUUCGAUUACAGGCUCAAAAUGGCCAGAAACAAAUAACUUUCUUCUGAAACUCGUCAGUCUAUUCUUGUUCUGAGAAAUGAAGGCUAUUCCAGGCGUGAAAUUGCCAAGAGGGCAUGUUUGGCAGCAUGAGUGAAGGAGGCUUUGUUGUGAAAUAGGAAGACGAUUCUAGAUCUAACUUUUGAUUGGAGAUGCUUAAUGUGAGUCUGGAAGGAGAGUUUACAGUCUAACCAGACACCUAGGUAUUUGUAGUUGUCCACAUACUCUAGGUCAGACCCGCCGAGAGUAGUGAUUCUAGUCAGGUGGGCGGGUGCAAGCAGCGUUUGGUUGAAGAGCAUGCAUUUAGUUUUACUAGUGUUUAAGAGCAGUUGGAGGCUACAGAAGGAGUGUUGUAUGGCGUUGAAGCUUGUUUGGAGGUUUGUUAACACAGUGUCCAAUGAAGGGCCAGAUGUAGCCAAAAUGGUGUCGUCCACAUAGAGGUGGAUCCGAGCGUCACCAGCAGCAAGAGCGACAUCAUUGAUAUACACAGAGAAUACAGUCGGCCCGAGAAUUGAACGCUGUGGCACCCCCAUAGAGACGGCCAGAGGUCCAGACAACAGGCCCUCCGAUUUGACACAUUGAACUCUAUCUGAGAAGUAUUUGGUGAACCAGGCGAGGCAGUCAUUAGAGAAACCAAGGCUAUUUAGUCUGCCAAUAAGAAUGCAGUGGUUGACAGAGUCGAAAGCCUUGGCCAGGUUGAUGAAGACGGCUGCGCAGUACUGUCUUUUAUCGAUCGCGGUGAUAAUAUCAUUUAGGACCUUGAUCGUGGCUGAGGUGCACCCAUAACCAGCUCGGAAACCGGAUUGCAUAGCGGAGAAGGUACGGUGGGAUUCGAAAUGGUCGGUGAUCUGUUUGUUAACUUGGCAUUCAAAUACUUUCGAAAGGCAGGGCAGGAUGGAUAUAGGUCUGUAACAUUUUGGAUCUAGAGUGUCACCCCCUUUGAAGAGGGGGAUGACCGCGGCAGCUUUCCAAUCUCUGGGGAUCUCAGACGUUACGAAAGAGAGGUUGAAAAGGCUAGUAAUAGGGGUUGCGACAAUUUCGGCGGCUAAUUUUAGAAAGAAAGGGUCCAGAUUGUCUAGCCCAACUGAUUUGUAGGGUCCAGAUCUUUCAGCUCUUUCAGAACAUCAGCUGUCUGAAUUUGGGUGCAGAGCUGGUGGCCGGGGUAGUGGUAGUCAGGUUGAAAGCAUGGCCAGCCGUAGCAAAAUGCUUGUUGAAAUUCUCGAUUAUUGUAGAUUUAUCGGUGAUGACAGUGUUUCCUAGCCUCAGUGCAGUGGGCAGUUGGGAGGAGGUGCUCUUAUUUUCCAAGGACUUUAGUGUCCCAAUUUUUUUUGGAGUUAGUGCUACAAGAUGCAAAUUUCUGUUUGAAAAAGCUAGCCUUUGCUUUCCUAACUGAUUGUGUAUAUUGGUUCCUGACUUCCCUGAAAAGUUGCAUAUCACGGGGGCUGUUCGAUGCUAAUGCAGUACGCCACAGGAUGUUUUUGUGCUGGUCAAGGGCAAGUCUGAGGAGAACCAGGGGCUAUAUCUGUUCUUAGUUCUGAAUUUUUUGAAUGGGGCAUGCUUAUUUAAGAUGGAGAGGAAAGCCCUUUUAAAGAACAACCAGGCAUCCUCUACUGACGGAAUGAGGUCAUGUUUACAGAUUUAGGGUUGUACCUGGUAGGUUCGUUGAUAAUUUGUGUGAGAUUGAGGGCAUCUAGUUUAGAUUGUAGGUUGGCCAGGGGUGUUAAGCAUAUCCCAGUUUAGGUCACCAAGCAGUACGAACUCUGAGGAUAGAUGGGGGGCAAUCAGUUCACAUAUGGUGUCCAGGGCACAGCUCGGGGCAGAGGGGGGUCUGUAGCAAGCGGCAACAGUGAGAGACUUAUUUCUGGAAAGGUGGAUUUUUUGAAGUAGAAGCUCAAACUGUUUGGGCACAGACCUGGAUAGUACGAUAGAGCUCUGCAGGCUAUCUCUACAGUAGAUUGCAACCCCACCCCCUUUGGCAGAUCUAUCGAGACGGAAAAUGUUGUAGUUGGGGAUGGAAAGUUCUGAAUUUUUGGUGGCCUUCCUAAGCCAGGAUUCAGACACUGCUAGAACAGGAUUGGUGGAGUGUGCUAACGCAGUGAAUAACUCAAACUUAGGGAGGAGGCUUCGGAUGUUAACGUGUAAGAAACCAAGGCUUUUACGGUUACAGAAGUCAACAAAUGAUAACGCCUGGGGAGUAGGAGUGAUACUGGGGGCUACAGGGCCUGGGUUAACCUCUACAUCACCAGAGGAACAGAGGAGGAGUAGAAUAAGGAUACGGCUAAAGGCUUUAAGUACUGGUCUUCUAGUGCGUUGGGUACAGAGAAAAGAAGGGGCAGAUUUCCGGGCGUUGUAGAAUAGAUUCAGGGCGUUAUGUACAGACAAGGAUAUGGAAGGAUAUGAGUACAGUGGAGGUAAACCUAAGCGUUGGGUAAUGAUGAAAGAGAGAGCAUCACUGGAGGCACCGAUUUGAGUCGGUCUCCGCGUGUAUGGGGGGUGGGACAAAGGAGCUAUCUAAGGCAGGUUGAGCUGGGCUGGGGGAUCUACAAUGAAAUAGUACAAUAAGAAAUAACCGAAACAGCAAUAAGCACGGCAUAUUGACAUGGGAGAGAGGCAUAAAGCAAUCACAGGUGUUAAUCGAGAGAGCUAAGACAACAGCUGGUAAUGGUGACAAAGUUUGGGCUGAGGCUAAACAUAAACAGGAUGCGGUACCGUAUAAAGGAACAGUCCAGCAGGCAUCAGCUGUAUAGCUGAGUUAUCAUAAGGUCCGGUGAACAGCAAUAGGAGAGUUCGGAGGUAGUUCGGGGGCUGCUACAGCACUGCCGAGCAAGAGGCAACGGCUUGCGUGUGCUAGCGGGCCGGGGCUAGCAGAUGGAUCUUCGUGGUCGACGUCGUAACGGGAAGCCUGUUGGAACCACAUCAGACGAUUUCGUCGGCAGACCAGUCGUGUUGGAUCGGCGGGGCUCCGUGUCAACACUAGGAGGUCCCGUCCGGUUGACAGAGAGGUAGAUAGCCAGGAGAUGGGCCUGGCUCGAGGCUAGCUCAAGGCUGAUUAGCCAACAACAACAUCCAUUUGGUUUUAGCUAGCUAGUUGCGCUGAUCCGGUGUUAAAGGUCCAGUGAUUCAGUGAUUCCGGCAGAAAAACCGAUAUGUUCUGGGUCGAUAACGCGCUGUGCAGACAGUGCAGACUGGCCGAUAAUAGUCCAGGCUAGAGCUGGCUGGCAGGUAGUGCAGGCCACGGACAAUGGUGAAAAAACGCUAACGGUGGCUAAUAGCAAGUAGCUAGUUAGCUGGCUACUCCCGUCCGGUAGACCGAGAGGUAGAUAGCCGGGAUAUGGGCCUGGCUCGAGGCUAGCUUAAGGCUAACUGGUGCUUGCUUCGGGGGCUAACAGCAACAUCCAUUCGGUUGUGGCUAGCUAGUUGCGAUCUGGUGUUAAUGUCCAGUGAUUCAGUUAUUCCGGCAGAAAAUCCGAUGUUCUGGGUGAAAACCGCUAACGGUGGCUAAUAGCAAGUAGCUAGUUAGCUGACUAGCUAGUUUCAACUGGAGAUUCUAGAUAAAAGGUAAGUCAAUAAUAGAAUCCGUUCCACAUUGAGUGAGGUGGGUUGCAGGAAAGUAUGUUUAGUAGAAGGAUGAAAAGUGUGAAAGGGAAAUGUGUACGAAAAAUACAAAAAAACAGGCUAUUUACACGGACACACAACAAAGAACACGACCGCACUGCUACGCCAUUUUGGAUUCCUGCAUGAAAAGUAUUAUGACCGUGUCCUUCGCUACCACCUGCCCUCACAGUCGUUAACAGAACUGCGGGAAAACGGUGCCAGACAGGUGGGGUGGGUCAUCCCCACCUCACGCUAGCACAGCAGACAGGAGGCUAGGAUGACACGUGUACUAGCUAGCUUGAUAGUUAACGACACUGUAUGCUAGCUUGCUAGCUAGAUCAUGGUGUCAUCCCCGCCUCCCGCCUUUUGUGUACUGGAGAAAACCGUGCCCGACAGGCGGGGGCUAAGGACACUGUCUACCAAUCGUGUCUGCUUGCUGUGUACCGGAGUCCUCCUUUGAACUAGCUGGCUAAGCGAGCACACACUGUCCUUCGCUCCCGCCUGCCUUCGCCAUCGUUAACAGAAUUGCGGGAUAAUGGUGCCCGACAGGAAGGGGUGAAGGACACUGUCUACGGUGUACGGCUGGAUAGCUACUGUUGUCAGUGUUGCCAACUCCUCACUAAGGAAAGUAGCUAUUGGCUGUCCUAAAAGUUGCAAGAAGUCGCUAAAUGACGUCAUCACCUAAUUAGCAUAAUUGGCCAUGUGCAUGUAAUUGUGAUGGAAGCUGUAGGAGAGAGGAAUAACGUUGUGAGUAACAAACACCCUACAUUUACAUCCUGCCCUGAAUGUGGCUUCCCGCAUGCGCGAUUCAUUUGCAAUCUGGACGCGGAGGGGUGAACAUCUCCUGCUCUGACCGUAGCUGGGAGGGACUGCUGCGCGAGGACUGGGCCGCCUGUGAGUGCUUUGGGACGAGGGUUGGGCCCACGGCAGCACCCGCUGCUCGUUGAGAAGAGUAAGAACGAUACGUGCUUUCACGUCAGUCUCCAAUAACACCAGAAAAAGUCGCUAGAUUUGUCGCUAGUCGCUUUUUUGAAAAUGGCGCUAGAGGGGUCUGAAAGCUAAAUAUAGCGACAAACUCGCUAAGUUGGCAACACUGACUGUUGUGUCCCCCGCCCCUUCUGUUGGGUUUAUCGGCAGCUGGGAUCCAGUGUUAUUGUGCAUUAACGCCACCUACUGUACUGGAGCACCCCCGCCUUCGACCUGUCCUAACUUGACCAAUAGAAGUAUGAAGAGGGGUUCCUGCAGAUGCAGGAAUGCCCACAUGCAAUUGCACCCUUCUCUUUCAUUUAGGCUACCCCGGCCACUUCAAUCACCCAAUAGCCUACUAUAUUAUUUUAUGAAAAAGCUCUCAUAGCCAAAUUGUCAAGACAAGUUGAUUUGAAAACCAUUGUCUAUAGUAGUUACAUUUAUAAUGUUCACUGAAUAACUUUUGAGUGUACUUAACAUAGGCCUACAUCUGGAAAUUAUUUGUUAAAUGUGUUCCCUCUGCACAUCUCUAAUUCAGAAGAACCCCACUGUAGGCCUACCUACACAUGUAUCAUGUGGCAUAGCCUUGGAAGUAAACAUGGUAGCCCAUCUCUUUUUCAAUUCUUUAUGCAGUUGACAUUGACGUGCUGAAAAACAAUAGUAAUUCCCUCAGGUUGUCCAUUCCAUGUGGGGGUGUAAUGAAGUUCGGGUUUAAGUGAAAAGAUGGUAAACCUUUUUAAUAUUAAGUCAUUGAGCUAUACAGUGACUCCGUUAGCUAAUUUAGGGAAUACAUGUACAACAUUUAUGAAACGUUUGUGUUGACAUGAUUCACAUGGUUGUUAGAAAUAGAGGAGCCUGUUUCAGGGUGAUAAGGAAGGCUUGAAGCCAAUAGUGUGUAAACAUCUAAAUAGUACUGUACUUAAAUUCUAUUGUAGUACUUGUUAACCCCCUCAAAAUGUCAGAAAUAUUUCAAGUUGACAUUGGUUUUUCGGUUAUGCUUGAAGGAAAAAACAAAGUUGUGAAAUCUGGCUAAAACAAUUGAGCGACUGUGUUGUUCAACAUCACUCAUCUGUGCAUGACUGGUGUAAGUGUCAUGCAUCAGUUGACUCAUUUCCAAUGAGAUCCUUUCUAGGUGGAUUCAACACAAUGAAAGUGAACAUGAAUUCUGACUUACUGAAACUGGUUUGAUGACAACCCAUGUAAUAGGGCUGGGAAUAUUUCUACAUUUCUUAAUUCCAUUCUUUUAGAUUUUUGUGUAUUGUUAGAUAUUAUUGCACUGUUGGAGCUAGGAACACAAGCAUUUAGCUACACCCGCAACAACAUCUGCUAAACAUGUGUAUGCAACCAAUAACAUUUGAUUAGAUUUUUUAUUUGAAUUGUCAGGGACCUCACGAUACGAUAUUUAUUGUGAUUCUCACGAUUCUAUAUGUAUUGCGAUUCAAUACUGUGAGUUUAUUGCGAUUCAUUGUUCCAAACAAAUUGCUCACCAUAUGUCUGCUGCAGAGGGACAAGAGGGAGAAUGAUAAAAUGAGUUUUGAUCAGUCAUGGAAAUAAAAAUGCUGAAAACAAAUUGGCUCCCUAUUUUAAAAAGAACCAUCUAUGAAGGAGUUUUAGUGCAGGUACAACCAUCUACCACAAAUAAUAUUGCGAUAUUGUCAAAAUAAUACGAUAUAACGUUUUUAAAAAAUCAUGAUAUGUAACUGUAUUGAUAUUUUCCACCAUCACUACCAUGUAAUGGAUCCUUCUAUUGUUCAAAACUGUGAAGAUGCGUGCUCUCACAGAGAACAAUACACAUUUCGGCACUGUAAUACUUUGCAAUAGAUAUGUUUUCACAUUAAAGAACACCAUGUUCUUACAUUGCUUGUUAAAUAUUUUUAAUAGACUGACACAUUAGGCCUAGAUAGUGGAAUUUCUUUGAGCACCUGAAGGUAUAUGUAAGGCCCAGCCUGUAUGUGUCUGAGGAGAGUGUUUUGUUUCCUCAUACUUUGUUUCCCCCCUGGUUACAGGAACAGGAGAUAUGGUUGCCAUCAUGAUUAGUCACAGACGGGGCAUGGAAAUUGUUGAGCUGAUCAGGCAAGGGAUUCCAGUCUCGAUGACCAUUGAGGUGGGCAAGCAGCAUGGUCCCUGGAUGAGCCACUACUCUGUGUUCUUCAUCUCCAUCUCCUUCUUCGUGGUAACAUCAGCCACUGUGGGCUACUUCAUCUUCAACUCGGCUCGCCGCCUCAACAGUGUUCGUCUACAAAACCUCAAACAGGUCAGACUCCAGUCUGUGGAACAAUGACAACAAUUAUUUACCCUCUGUAAACCAGAACUUGACAAACCAGUUUUACACAUUCCCACAAUGCUUGAUUUGGACUGAAAUAGGUGCCGGUACUCAUUUUGUGUGCUGGUACUGUGGUACCUCCCGAGUGGUGCAGCGGUCUAAGGCACUGCAUCUCAGUGCUAGAGGCGUCACUACAGACCCUGGUUCGAUUCCAGGCUGUAUCACAAUCCAUCCGUGAUUGGGAGUCCCAUACGGCAGCAUACAAUUGGCCCAGUGUCGUCCGGGUUUGGCCGGGGUAGGCCGUCAUUGUAAAUAAGAAUUUGUUUUUAACUGACUUGCCUAGUUAAAUAAAGGUUAAAUAAAAAUAAAUAUUUAGGUGCAGGAACUGCAGUAGUUUUAAGCUUAUAUUCUGUAAUAGGUGCAGGAACUCGAGCAGUAGACAAUUUGAGGUUCCGGUACUCAGCGCCAGUGAGCUCCUGCCCAAGUAAAGCACUGCAUUCCCAUGAUUGUUUUCACCAGUCAUGUUAAUCUCUAUUGAAUUGCCUCUAGGAGACAGGGAAAUAUAGUUGGUUUUGUGAUUGUUAGACAGGGAAGUUGACUGAACAUGAGGAUACCGUCAGUUGUAAGUUUUAAUGUCUAAACCUGAACAGUCAUAUUCAACAGACAUGUCCCAAGACUGCUAGCAAAUACACAAAUACUUGUUUGACAGUGACACCAGUCAGUGGUUUGUGCUGAAUUAGAAUGCUGCACCUACACUACCAGUCAAAAGUUUGGACACACCUAAUCAUUUCAAGGGUUUUUCUUUAUUUUUACUAUUUUUUACAUUGUAGAAUAAUAGUGAAGACAUCAAAACUAUGAAAUAACACAUGGAAUCAUGUAGUAAACAAAAAAGUGUUCAAAUCAAAAUAUAUUUUAUAUUUGAGAUUCUUCAAAGUAGCCACCCUUUGCCUUGAUGACAGCUUUGCACACGCUUGCCAUUCUCUCAACCAGCUUCACCUGGAAUGCUGUUCCAAUAGUCUUGAAGGAGUUCCCACAUAUGCUGAGCACUUGUUGGCUGCUUUUCCUUCACUCUAUGGUCUGACUCAUCCCAAAACAUCUCAAUUUGGUUGAGAUCGGGGGAUUGUGGAGCCCAGGUCAUCUGAUGCAGCACUCCAUCACUCUCCUUCUUGGUAAAAUAGCCCUUACACAGCCUGGAGGUGUGUUGGGUCAUUGUCAUGUUGAAAAUCAAAUGAUAGUCCCACUAAGCCCAAACCAGAUGGGAUGGCGUAUCGCUGCAGAAUGCUGUGGUAGCCAUGCUGGUUAAGUGUGCCUUGAAUUCUAAAUAAAUCACAGACAGUGUCAGCAGCAAAGCACCCCCACACCAUAUCACCUCCUCCAUGCUUUACGGUGGGAAAUACACAUGCAGAGAUCAUCCGUUCACCCACACCAAGUCUCACAAAGACACAGCGGUUGGAACCAAAAAUCUCAAAUUUGGACUCCAGACCAAAGGACACAUUUCCACCGGUCUAAUGUUCGUUGCUCGUGUUUCUUGGCCCUAGCAGGUCUCUUCUUAUUGGUGUCCUUUAGUAGUGGUUUCUUUGCAGCAGUCCCCUCUGAACAGUUGAUGUUGAGAUGUGUCUGUUACUUGAACUCUGUGAAGCAUUUAUUUGGGCUGCAAUUUCUGAGGCUGUUCACUCUAAUGAACUUAUCCUCUGCAGCAGAGGUAACUCUGGGUCUUCCAUUCCUGUGGCGGUCCUCAUGAGAGCCAGUUUCAUCAUAGCGCUUGAUGGUUUUUGCGACAUGAAGAAACUUUAAAAGUUCUUGAAAUUUUCCGUAUUGACUGUCUUAAAGUAAUGAUGGACUGUCGUUUCUCUUUGCUUAUUUGAGCUGUUCUUGCCAUAAUAUGGACAUGGUCUUUCACCAAAUAGGGCUAUCUUCUGUAUACCCCCCCUACCUUGUCACAACACAACUAAUGGCUCAAACGCAUUAAGGAAAGAAAUUCCACAAAUUAACGUUUAAGAAGGCACACCUGUUAAUUGAAAUGCAUUUCAGGUGACUACCUCAGAGAAUGCCAAGAGUGUGCAAAGCUGUCAAGGCAAACGGUGGCUAUUUGAAUAAUCUUAAAUAUAAAUAUAUUUUGAUUUGUUUACAUUUUACAUUACAUUUUAGUCAUUUAGCAGACGCUCUUAUCCAGAGCGACUUACAGUUAGUGAAUACAUAUUUUUUUUAUACUGGCCCCCCGUGGGAAUCAAACCCACAACCCUGGCGUUGCAAACGCCAUGCUCUAUCAACUGAGCUACAUCCCUGCCGGCCAUUCCCUCCCCUACCCUGGACGACGCUGGGCCAAUUGUGCGCCGCCCAUGAGUUUAGCACUUUGUUUGGUUACUACAUGAUUCCAUAUUUGUUAUUUCAUAGUUUUGAUGUCUUCACUAUUAUUCUACAAUGUAGAAAAUAGUAAAAAUAAAGAAAAACCCUGGAAUGAGUAGGUGUCCAAACUUUUGACUUGUACUAUAAGUAUUGAGACCCUUUGCUAUGAGACUCGAAAGUGAGCUCAGGUGCAUCCUGAGAUGUUUCUACAACUUGAUUUGGAGUCCACCUGUGGUAAAUUCAAUUGAUUGGACAUGAUUUGGAAAGACAAAUGCAUGUCUAUAUCACGUCCCACAGUUGACAGUGCAUGUCAGAUCAAAAGCCAAGCCAUGGUGUCGAAGGAAUUGUCUGUAGAGCUCCGAGACAGGAUUGUGUCGAGGCACAGAUCUGGGAAAGGGUACCAAAAAAUGUCUGCAGCAUUGAAGGUCCCCAAGAACACAGUGGCCUCCAUCAUUCUUAAAUGGAAGAAGUUUGUAACCACCAAGACUCUUCCUAGAGCUGGCCGCCCGGCCAAACUGAGCAAUCGGGUAGAAGGGCCUUGGUCAGGGAGGUGACCAAGAACCCGAUGGUCACUCUGACAGAGCUCCAGAGUUCCUCUGUGGAGAUGGGAGAACCUUCCAGAAGGACAACCAUCUCUGCAGCACUCCACCAAUCAGGCUUUUAUGGUAGACUGGCCAGACGGAAGCUACUCCUCAGUAAAAGGCACAUGACAGCCCGCUUGGAGUUUGCCAAAAGGCACCUAAAGACUCUCAGACCAUGAGAAACAAGAUUCUCUGGUCUGAUAAAACCAAGAUUGAACUCUUUGGCCUGAAUGCCAAGCGUCACGUAUGGAGGAAACCUGUCACCAUCCCUAUAGUGAAACAUGGUGGUGGCAGUAUCAUGCUGUGUGGAUGUUUUACAGCGGCAGGGACUUUUAGGCUAGUCAGGAUCGAGGGAAAGAUAAACAGAGCAAAGUACAGAGAUCCUUGAUGAAAACCUGCUUUAUAGCGCUAAGGACCUCAGACUGGGGUGAAGGUUCACCUUCCAACAGGACAAUGACCCUAAGCACACAGCCAAGACAACGCAGGAGUGGCUUCGGGACAAGUCUCUGAAUGUCCUUGAGUGGCCCAGCCAGAGCCCAGACUUGAACCCGGUCACACGCUCCCCAUCUAACCAAGACCAUUAUUCCUCCUCCAACAAACUUUACAGUUGGCACUAUGCAUUCGGACAGGUAGCGUUCUCCUGGCAUCUGCCAAACUUUUAUUCAUCCGUCAGACUGCCAGAUGGUGAAGCGUGAUUCAUCACUCCAGAGAACUCAUUUCCACUGCUCCAGAGUCCAAUGGUGGCGAGCUUUACACCACUCCAGCCGACGCUUGGCAUUGCGUAUGGUGAUCUUAGACUAACAGUUCUUGGGCUGACGUUGCUUCCAGAGGCAGUUUGGAACUCGUUAAUGAGUGUUGCCAACGAGGACAGAUAGUUUUUACGUGCUUCAGCUCUCUGCGGUUCCGUUCUGUGAGCUUGUGUGGCCUACCACUUCGCGGCUGAGCUGCUGUUGCUCCUAGACGUUUCCACUUCACAAUAACAUCACUUACAGUUGACCGGGGCAGCUCUAGCAGGGCAGAAAUUUGACAAAUUGAGUUGUUGGAAAGGUGGCAUCCUAUGACUGUGCCACGUUGAAAGUCUCUGAGCUCUUCAGUAAGGCCAUUCUACUGCCAAUGUUUGUUUUAUGGCGAUUACAUUUUACAAUUUUAUAUACCCGUCAGCAACGGGUGUGGCUGAAAUAGCCGAAUCCAAUAAUUUUAAGGGGUGUCCAGAUACUUGUGUAUAUAUAGUGUAUGUUUCACAAGUUUGGACAGUUCAGUGAAUAGAGCACAGUAAGAUUAUAGUCCAUUACAAUACAGUAGUACAGUAUAUUGUAUUGUACUGAACUCUACUCUACCCUACUCUGCUGUGCUGUAUUGCACUGUGAUGUCUAGACUUGUGAAACAUGAGAAUGACAUUCAUAUACAUAAUUAUGCAUUUCUGUGUAGUACAGAUCAGGGACCCAUGAUGAAAUUCCAUUACUGGGUGUUAAUCCACUUCACUUACUGUAGUUAAAUAACCAAAAGCUGAUUUUUAUUUUAUUUUUUAAACACAAAGUGUCAUGUUAUAGCUGACACCCCCAUCUUUGAAUCUGAAUUAGGAGCAUAAAUGUACGUUUUUGGAAAACGUGGUCGCAUAAAAACCUGAGGGAGAUUUUACCCAAAUUCCGUUACCAAAGUCUGCAUCUGCACAGUUCUUCCACUAAAUUAGUUUUUGUAAAUUUUUCUGUGGACAUUUUUAAAGUAGUCCUUGUGCAUGGAGUUGUUAAACUUUGAAAUCAACAGUAGUGGUGCAUGGGUAAAAUCACUGGGGAAGCCAAGCCAGGGAAAAGAAAGCCAUAUUGAUAAUUGCGUUGUUUGCUCUAUAUAACCUAUUAGUUGAUAUGCCUUGCUGCCAUGAUACAGUGCCUUCAGAAAGUAUUCAUACCCUUGACUUGUUCUACAUUUUGAUGUUACAGCCUGAACUCAAAAUGGAUUAAGUAGAUUUGUUUCUCUCACCCAUCUACACACAAUACCCCAUAAGGACAAAGUGAAAACAUGUUUUUAGAAAUUGUAGCACUUAAUAAUAAAAAAUAAAAAACAUAUCUCAUGUACAUAAGUAUUCACACCCCUGAGUCAAUACUUUUGUCAGUGAUUUACAGCAGUGCGUCUUCCUGGGUAAGUCUCAAGACCUUUCCACACCUGAAUUGUGAAACAUUUGCCCAUUAUUCUUUUCAACAUUCUUCAGGAUUUGUCAAAUUGGUUGUUGAUCAUUGCUAGACAACCAUUUUCAGGUCUUGCCAUACAUUUUCAAGUAGAUUUAAGUCAAAACUUUAACUUGGCCACAGGAACAUUUACUGUCUUCUUGGUAAGCAACUCCAGUGUAGAUUUGGCCUUGUGUUUUAGGUUAUUGUCCUGCUGAAAUGUGAAUUCAUCUCCCAGUGUCUGGUGGAAAGUAGACUGAACCAGGUUUUCCUCUAGGAUUUAGCCUGUACUUAGCUCCGUUCCAUUUCUUUUUCAUCCUGAAAAACUCCCUAGUCCUUAACGAUUACAAGCAUACCCAUAACAUGAUGCAACCACCACUAUGCUUGAAAAUAUAGAGAGUGGUACUCAGUAAUGUAUUGUAUUUGCCCCAAACAUAACUUUUUGUUCUGAAUACAACAUGUUAAUUGCUUUGCUACAUUUACUGCAGUGUUACUUUAGUGCCUUGUUGCAAACAGGAUGCAUGUUUUGGAAAAAAAUUAUUCUGGACAGGCUUCCUUCUUUUCACUCUGUAGUUACUCCACAAUACUAACCUAAAUGACAAUGUUGUUGAUCCAUCCUCAGUUUUCGCCUAUCACAGCCAUAAACUCGAACUGUUUUAAAGUAACCAUUGGCCUCAUGGUGAAAUCCCUGAGCGGUUUCCUUCCUCUCCGGCAACUGAGUUAGGAAGGACUCCUGUAUUUUGUAGUGACUGGGUGCAUUGAUACACUGUCCGAAGUGUAAUUAUUAACUUCACUAUGCUGAAAGGGAUAUUCAAUGUCUGCUUUUUUUUUUUUUUUUUUUACCCAUCUUUACCCAGCAUUCGAAAACCUCCCUGGUCUUUGUGGUUGAAUCAUCUGUGUUUGAAAUUCACUGCUCGACUGAGGGAUCUUACAUUUGUGUAGGGUACAGAGAUGAGGUAGUCAUAAAAAAAUCAUGUUCAACGGUAGUAUUGCACACAGAGUGAGUCCAUGAGUGAGCUUGCUCGCAAGCCUAACUAACAUUCAUGGGCAAUGUUAGCUAGUUAACAUUAGCCUUCUACAUCUAGCUACAUAUUGAACUUCUAUCCUCUCAGGCCAGGGGCACAACAAUGUAUGAAUUAAUGGUUGGAUCAGAAUCGGCGUUAUAAUCAUUGGCCAGUACAGAGAAUUAAGUAAAACCACAAGUCCAAAUCCCUAUCUCCAUCCAUGGCUGAUUUAAGAAAGGGACGAUUUUAGCUAGCUACCUAGCCACCGGAGGACAAUGACACAACGAGAUGCAGCAAUUCAACUUUUUUUCUGAUGUUCUGCUAUAGAUGUGAUGUGAUUGGUGUGAAGCCAAAUCCAAACUGUCUUACCUUGACACUUUUUUUAUUUAUAAUUUUUUUUGGGUGCGCCAGGACCAUUCACAGUUGAGUUCACUCAGUUUAGCUCAACGCUGUGAUUGGCUAUUUAUUUAUAGAUUUUUUCAAGGGAGGCCAAAUCCUCGCUGAUUUCCCUUGCAUUCAAUGCUAUGAGCGACAACAAUGUCAUACUCUUUUUGACCACACACUGAAAGAGGGGUGCUGUUUCGCUUGCGCAGAUGCUUUCGCCGGUGAGACGCAUUCGGCCUCCUGCGAAAUGAAGGAAAACAAUGAAAGAUACAUUAUUUUAUGUACGGGUGGUCCUCUGUAGCUCAGCUGGUAGAGCACGGCGCUUGUAACGCCAAGGUAGUGGGUUCGAUCCCCGGGACCACCCGUACACAAAAAAAAAAUGUAUGCACGCAUGACUGUAAGUCGCUUUGGAUAAAAGCGUCUGCUAAAUGGCAUAUUAUUAUUAUUAUUAUUAUUAUUCCUUUGGCAUCCAUGAGUACAUGCCACUAGAAAGCAAUGUUUUUUGUAUGGCAUACAUAUUAAAAGGGAAAAAAAUUGUCAGGUCUAUAUGGUCAGGUCUAUAUGGUGAAGUGUUUACUAUGGGCAGAAUGCUCAGCUCCACUCAAAAGGGAGCAUUUCUGUAAAACCUUCUGCUGCGCAAACAAGAUUGCAUCACAUUUUCAGCUUCCAGGAAUUGUGUACAGAUCUUUGCGACAUGGGGCUGUGCAUUAUCAUGCUGAAACAUGAGGUGAUGGCGGCGGAUGAAUGGAACGACAAUGGGCCUCCAGGAUCUCGUCACGGUAUCUCUGUGCAUUCAAAUUGCCAUCGUUAACAUGAUAUUGUGUUCGUUGUCCGUAGCUUAUGCCUGCCCAUACCAUAACCCACCGCUACGAUGGGGCACUCUGUUCACAAUGGGGCACCAUCUGCCUGGUACAGUUGAAGCCGGGAUUCAUCCGUGAAGAGCACACUUCUCCAGCGUGCCAGUGGCCAUUUGCCCACUGAAGUCUGUUACGACGCCGAACUGCAGUCAGGUCAAGACCCUGGUGAGAACGACGUGCACGCAGAUGAGCUUCCCUGAGACGGUUUCUGACAGUUUGUGCAGAAAUUCUUUGGUUGUGCAAACCCACAAUUGAAUCAGCUGUCCAGGUGGCUGGUCUCAGACGAUCCCGCAGGUGAAGAUGCCGGCUGUGGAGGUCCUGGGCUGGCGUGGUUACACGUGCUCUGCGAUUGUGAGGCCAUUUGGACGUACUGCCAUAUUCUCUAAAACGACGUCUUAUGGUAGAGAAAUUAACAUUGAAUUCUCUGGCAACAGUUCUGGUGGACAUUCCUGCAGUCAGCAUGCCAAUUGCACGCAAUCUGAUGUUUUUCCGUCCUAUAUACAAGCUGAUGUAAUGUUUCCAAUACAUGGUUUUAGAGGAGCGGCUUAAUGACACACAGUAGAACUGCUUUAAUGAACACUUUCCUCCCAGAUGUUCAAACGGAAUAAAAGGUCUCUAACAUGACCUCAUCGCUUACCGUUCUCCUGCUCACUCCUACUUCAAUCAUGUAUGGUCACAUUACAGGAAAUUAGAAAAAAAUAAUUGUUGGUGCAAAAUGUUGGCUAUGUUGGUGUUGCAUUUUAGACAUUAAAUAGUGAUUUUAUUUAUUUUUUGUUAGUUGUCUGUUGCUUAACCUAACGUAGCAGGCGUAAAAGAAACGGCUGAGCGGAGUCCCCACAUCCGGUUUUCAGGAACACAGUGUCUUCAACCUACCUUUCAUUUCCCCUGAAAACCAGAUGUUUCCGGUUGUCAGAGGAAGCAGAUGUAAUGUAAUGUAAUGUAAUGUAAUGUAAUGUAAUUUAAACAGCAGCCUGGUCACGUUCUAAUACUGAACAUGUUCUUUAAUCUACUCCAACAGAAACAGCUCAAGGCAGAGGCCAAGAAAGCUAUUGGUCAGCUGCAAGUCCGGACCGUGAAACAGGGAGAUGAGGUAAACAUGUUCAAGCACAGUUCAGAUGUGUUUAUGGUUAUUAUGCAUCACUUUUAGGAUCAUAUGCAAAAUAUGGGUGUUUCAAACUGGGAACACAUGGCAUAUACAAGUUCUACUGUGUGUUUUAUAGUUCUUUGUGACUAUAAUUUCAUAUUUAGUUUGUAUUCACCUCUGGGCUGCGCCUCCAAAAGAAAAAACAUUUUAAAGGUACAUAAAUACAAAGUAUUGAUCAUUAUGAUCAUAUUACAGAACAUUUAGUAUGUAAAGGAAAAUAAACAAGAAGUGAGCCUCUACUCCCAACAUCCCAUUCCCCCAACCCCACCCAUCCAACAUUUCCUCAUCCAACCUCCCUUCGAGGCACAGAUCUGGGGAAGGGUACCAAAAAGUUUCUGCCGCUUUGAAGGUCCCCAAGAACACCGUGGCCUCCAUCAUUCUUAAAUGGAAGAAGUUUGGAAUCACCAAGACUCUUCCUAGAGCUGGCAGCCCGGCCAAACUGAGCAAUCUGGGGAGAAGGGCCUUGGUCAGGGAGGUGACCAAGAACCCGAUGGUCACUCUGACAGAGCUUUAGAGUUCCUCUGUGGAGAUGGGAGAACCUUCCAGAAGGACAACCAUCUCUGCAGCAGUCCACCAAUCAGGCCUUUAUGGUAGAGUGGCCAGACGGAAGCCACUCCUCAGUAAAAGGGACAUGACAACCCGCUUGGAGCACCUAAAGACUCUCAGACCAUGAGAAACAAGAUUCUCUGGUCUGAUGAAACCAAGAUUGAACUUUUUUGGCCUGAAUGCCAAGCGUCACGUCUGGAGGAAACCUGGCACCAUCCCUACGGUGAAGCAUGGUGGUGGCAGCAUCAUGCUGUGGGGAUGUUUUUCAGCGGCAGGGACUGGGAGACUAGUCAGGAAUGAGGCAAAGAUGAACAGAGCAAACUACAGAGAGAUCCUUGAUGAAAACCUGCUCCAGAGCGCUCAAGACCUCAGACUGGGGCGAAUGUUCACCUUUCAAGAGGACAACGACCCUAAGCACACAGCCAAGACAAUUAAAUGCUUUUGUUCCUAGCUCCAACAGUGCAGUAGUAUUUAACAAUUCACAACAAUACACACAUCUGAAAGUAAAAGAAUGGAAUUAAGAAAUAUAUAAUUAUUAGGACGAGCAAUGUCGGAGUGGCAUUGACUAAAAUACAGUAGAAUAGUAUAGUACAGUAUAUACAUAUGAAAUGAGUAAAUCAGUAUGUAAACAUUAUUAAAGUGACUAGUGUUCCAUUAUUAAAGUGACCAGUGAUUCCAUGUCUAUGUAUAUGGGGCAGCAGCCUCUAAGGUGCAGGGUUGAGUAACGUGAUGGUAGCCGGCUAGUGAUGGCUAUUUAACAGUCUGAUGGCCUUGAGAUAGAAGUGUGAGAACAGAUGCUGGGAGACGAGAAGAAGGUACAGGGAGUAAACAUUUAAUAUAAACAAAGACAUGGAACAAAACACAGACAGCGUCUGGACAGGGGAAACGUAACAACGUCAAUGCUGACACGGGGAUCAAACAGAGGAACAGAAAUAGGGGAGGUAAUUAACAAAGGGAAGGAGUCCAGGUGAGUCCAAUGAGCGCUGAUGCGUGUAACGAUGGUGACAGGUGUGCGUAAUGAUGGGCAGCCUGGCGCCCUCGAGCGCCAGGGAGGGGGAGGGGGAGCGGGAGCAGGCGUGACAAGAAGCUGUUUUUCAGUCUCUCGGUCCCAGCUUUGAUGCACCUGUACUGACCUCACCUUCUGGAUGGUAGCGUAGGAACAGGCCAUGGCUCAGGUGGUUGAUGUCCUGGAUGAUCUUUUUGGCCUUCCUGUGACAUCGGGUGCUGUAGGUGUCCUGGAGGGCAGGCAGUGUGUCCUAGGUGACGCGUUGGGAAGACCGCACCACCCUCUAGAGAGUCCUGCAGUUGCAGGCGGUGCAGUUGGUGUACCAGGUGGUGAUACAGACCAACAGGAUGCUCUCAAUUGUGCAUCUGUAAAAGUUUGAGGGUCUUAGGGGCCAAGCCACAUUUUUUCAGCCUCCUGUGGUUGAAGUGGUGCUGUUGCGCCGCCUUCACCACACUGUCUGUGUGGGUGGACCAUUUCAGAUUGUCAGUGAUGUGUAAGCUUUCCACCUUACCUUCUCCACUGCGGUCCCGUUGAUGUGGAUAGAGACGUGCUCCCUCUGCUGUUUCCUUUAGUCCACGAUCAUCUCCUUCAUUUUGUUGACAUUGAGGGAGAAGUUAUUUUCCUGGCACCACUCCGCCAGGGCCCUCACCUCCUCCCUGUAUGCUGUCUGGUCAUUGUUGGGAAUCAGGCCUACUACUGUUGUGUCGUCUGCAAACUUGAUGAUUGAGUUGGAGGCGUGCGUGGCCAAGCAGUCAUGGGUGAAAAGGGAGUACAGGAGGGGGCUGAGCACGCACCCUUGUGGGGCCCCAGUGUUGAGGAUCAGCGAAGUGGAGGUGUUUCCUACCUUCACCACCUGGGGGCGGCCCGUCAGAAAGUCCAGGACCCAGUUGCACAGGGUGGGAUUCAGACCCAGGGCCCCAAGCUUAAUGAUGAGGGUACUAUGGUGUUGAAGGCUGAGCUAUAGUCAAUGAACAGCGUUCUUACAUAGGUAUUCCUCUUGUCCAGAUGGGAUAGGGCAGUGUGCAGUGCGAUGGCGAUUGCAUCGUCUGUGGAUCUAUUGGGGCGGUAUUCAAAUUGAAGUGGGUUUAGGGUGUGAGGUAAGAUAGAGGUGACAUGAUCCUUAACUAGCCUCUCAAAGCACUUCAUGAUGGCAGAAGUGAAUGCUACGGGGCGAUAGUCAUUUAGUUCAGUUACCUAUGCUUACUUGGGUACAGGAACAAUGGUGGAUGUCUUGAAGCAAGUGGGGACAGCAGACUGAGCUCUAUAUGGACAAUUCCUUCGACCUCAUUGCUUGGUUUUUGCUCUGACAUGCACUGUCAACUUUGGGACCUUUUAUAUAGACAGGUGUGUGCCUUUCCAAAUCAUUUACAAUCAAUUGAAUUUACCAUAGGUUGACUCCAAUCAAGUUUGUAGAAACAUCUCAAGGAAGAUCAAUGGCAAUAUACAGUGGGGGAAAAAAGUAUUUAGUCAGCCACCAAUUGUGCAAGUUCUCCCACUUAAAAAGAUGAGAGAGACCUGUAAUUUUCAUCAUAGGUACACGUCAACUAUGACAAACAAAUUGAGAAUUUUUUUUCCUGAAAAUCACAUUGUAGGAUUUUUUAUGAAUUUAUUUGCAAAUUAUGGUGGAUAAUAAGUACUUGGUCACCUACAAACAAGCAAGAUUUCUGGCUCUCACAGACCUGUAACUUCUUCUUUAAGAGGCUCCUCUGUCCUCCACUCGUUACCUGUAUUAAUGGCACCUGUUUGAACUUGUUAUCAGUAUAAAAGACACCUGUCCACAACCUCAAACAGUCACACUCCAAACUCCACUAUGGCCAAGACCAAAGAGCUGUCAAAGGACACCAGAAACAAAAUUGUAGACCUGCACCAGGCUGGGAAGACUGAAUCUGCAAUAGGUAAGCAGCUUGGUUUUAAGAAAUAAACUGUGGGAGCAAUUAUUAGGAAAUGGAAGACAUACAAGACCACUGAUAAUCUCCCUCGAUCUGGGGCUCCACACAAGAUCUCACCCCGGGGGGUCAAAAUGAUCACAAGAACGGUGAGCAAAAAUCCCAGAACCACACGGGGGGACCUAGUGAAUGACCUGCAGAGAGCUGGGACCAAAGUAACAAAGCCUACCAUCAGUAACACACUACGCCGCCAGGGACUCAAAUCCUGCAGUGCCAGACGUGUCCCCCUGCUUAAGCCAGUACAUGUCCAGGCCCGUCUGAAGUUUGCUAGAGUGCAUUUGGAUGAUCCAGAAGAGGAUUGGGAGAAUGUCAUAUGGUCAGAUGAAACCAAAAUAUAAUUUUUUGGUAAAAACUCAACUCGUCGUGUUUGGAGGACAAAGAAUGCUGAGUUGCAUCCAAAGAACACCAUACCUACUGUGAAGCAUGGGGGUGGAAACAUCAUGCUUUGGGGCUGUUUUUCUGCAAAGGGACCAGGACGACUGAUCCGUGUAAAGGAAAGAAUGAAUGGGGCCAUGUAUCGUGAGAUUUUGAGUGAAAACCUCCUUCCAUCAGCAAGGGCAUUGAAGAUGAAAUGUGACUGGGUCUUUCAGCAUGACAAUGAUCCCAAACACACCGCCCGGGCAACAAAGGAGUGGCUUCGUAAGAAGCAUUUCAAGGUCCUGGAGUGGCCUAGCCAGUCUCCAGAUCUCAACCCCAUAGAAAAUCUUUGGAGGGAGUUGAAAGUCCGUGUUGCCCAGCGACAGCCCCAAAACAUCACUGCUCUAGAGGAGAUCUGCAUGGAGGAAUGGGCCAAAAUACCAGCAACAGUGUGUGAAAACCUUGUGAAGACUUACAGAAAACGUUUGACCUGUGUCAUUGCCAACAAAGGGUAUAUAACAAAGUAUUGAGAAAUCUUUUGUUAUUGACCAAAUACUUAUUUUCCACCAUAAUUUGCAAAUACAUUCAUUACAAAUCCUACAAUGUGAUUUUCGGGAUUUUUUUUUCUCAUUUUGUCUGUCAUAGUUGACGUGUACCUAUGAUGAAAAUUACAGGCCUCUCUCAUCUUUUUAAGUGGGAGAACUUGCACAAUUGGUGGCUGACUAAAUACUUUUUCCCCCCACUGUAUAUUCUCUUGGCAUUCUCUCAACCAGCUUCACCUGGAAUGCUUUUCCAACAGUCUUGAAGGAGUUCCCACAUAUGCUGAGCACUUGUUGGCUGCUUUUCCUUCACUCUGCGGUCCAACUCAUCCCAAACCAUCUCAAUUGGGUUGAGGUUGGGUGAUUGUGGAGGCCAGGUGAUCUGAUGCAUCACUCCAUCACUCUCCUUCUUGGUCAGCCCUUACACAACCUGGAGGUGUGUUGGGUCAUUGUCCUGUUGAAAAACAAAUGAUUGUCCCACUAAGCCCAAACCAGAUGGGAUGGCGUAUCGCUCCAGAAUGCUGUGGUAGUGAUGCUGGUUAAGUGUGCCUUGAAUUCUAAAUAAAUCACUGACAGUGUCACCAGUAAAGCACCAUCACACCUCCUCCUCCAUACUUCACGGUGAGAACCACACAUGCAGAGAUCAUCCGUUCACCUACUCUGCGUCUCACAAAGACAUGGCGGUUGGAACCAAAAAUCUCAAAUUUGGACUCAUCAGACUAAAGGACAGAUUUCCACCGGUCUAAUGUCCAUUGCUCGUGUUUCUUGGCCCAAGCAAGUGUCCACUUAUUGGUGUCCUUUUAGUAGUGGUUUCUUAGCAGUAAUUCAACCAUGAAGGCCUGAUUCACGCAGUCUCCUCUGAACAGUUGAUGUUGAGAUGUCUGUUACUUUAACUCUGUGAAGCAUUUAUUUGGGCUGCAAUCUGAGGUGCAGUUAACACUAAUGAACUUAUCCUCUUAAGCAGAGGUAACUCUGGGUCUUCCUUUCCUAUGGCGGUCUUCAUGAGAGCCAGAUUCAUCGUAGCGCUUGAUGGUUUUUGCGACUGCACUUGAAGAAACGUUCAAAGUUCUUGAAAUUUUCCGUAUUGACUGACCUUCAUGUCUUAAAGUAAUGAUGGACUGUCAUUUCUCUUUACUUAUUUGAGCUGUUCUUGCCAUAAUAUGGACUUGGUCUUUUACCAAAUAGGGCUAUCUUCUGUAUACCACCCCUACCUUGUCACAACACAACUGAUUGGCUCAAACGCAUUAAGAAGGAAAGAAAUUCCACAAAUUAACUUUUAAGAAGGCACACCUGUUAAUUGAAAUGCAUUCCAGGUGACUACCUCGUGAAGCUGGUUGAGAGAAUGCCAAGAGUGUGCAAAGCUGUCAUCAAGACAAAGGGUGGCUACUUUGAAGAAUCUGAAAUAUAACAUAUAUUUUGAUUUGUUUAACACUUUUUUGUUUGCUACAUGAUUCCAUAUGUGUUAUUUCAUAGUUUGGAUGUCUUCACUAUUAUUCUACAAUGUCGAAAAUAGUAAAACAUAAAUAAAAACACUUGAAUGAGUAGGUGUGUCCAAUCUUUUGACUGGUACUGUAUAUAUAUACAUAUAUAUAUAUAUAUAUAUAUAUAUAUAUAUAUAUAUAUGUAUGUAUAUAUAUGUAUAUGUAUGUAUGUGUGUGUGUGUGUGUGCAACAUGUAAAGUGUUGGUUUCAUGAGGUGAAAUAAAAGAUCCCAGACAUUUUCCAUAUGCACAAAAAGCUUAUUUCUCUCAAAUUCUGUGCACAAAUUUGUUUACAUCCCUGUUAGUGAGCAUUUCUCCUUUGCCAAGAUAAUCCAUCCACCUGACGUGCGGCAUAUCAAGAAGCUGAUUAAAAAGCAUGAUCAUUAAACAGGUGCACCUCGGGCUGGGGACAAUAACAGGCCACUAAAAUGUGCAGUUUUGUCACAAAACACAAAGCCACAGAUCUUUCAAGUUUUGAGGGAGUGUGCAAUUGGCAUGCUGACUGCAGGAAUGUCCACCAGAGCUGUUGCCAGAGAAUGUUCAUUUUAUUGCACAAUUGCAUUUUAUCAAUGGCAAUUUUAAUGCACAGAGAUACCGUGACCAGAUCCUGAGGCCCAUUGUCGUGCCAUUCAUCCGCCGCCAUCACCUCAUCUUUCAGCAUGAUGAUGCACAGCCCAAUGUCGCAAGGAUCUGUACACAAUUCCUGGAAGCUGAAAGUGUCCCAGUUCUUCCAUGGCCUGCAUACUCACCAGACAUGUCACCCAUUGAGCAGGUUUGGGAUGCUCUGGAUCGACAUGUACGACAGCGUGUUCCAGUUUUUGCCAAUAUCCAGCAACUUCACACAGCCAUUUAAUAGGAGUGGGACAACAUUCCACAGGCUAAAAUCAACAGCCUGAUCAACUCUAUGCAAAGAAGAUGUGUCGCGCUGCAUGAGGCAAAUGGUGGUCACACCAAAUACUGACUGGUUUCUGAUCUACGCCCCUACUUUCAUUUUUUUAAGGUAUAAUUGAAAUUGUUGCAUGUUGCGUUUUUAUAUUUUUGUUGUGUGUGUGUGUGUAUUCCAUUAUUCUUACUGUAAACUAUUUGUGUGUUGACAGUUGUAGGGCAGGGCCUAUGAUGAUUCCAAGAUGGCGUAGCAGUGCGGUUGUGUAUUCUGUAGUGUGCUCGUGUAAAUAGCCAGUUUUUUUGUCUUUUUCAUAUAUAUUUCUCAAUCUCACUUUUCAUCCUUCAACUAAAUAUACUUUCCUGCAACCCACCUCACCCAAUGUGGAACGGAUUCUAUUAUUUCUUAUACCUUUUUAUUUAGAACCGGCUGAAACUAUUCCAGCUAGCCAGCUAACUAGCUACUUGCUAUUAGCCACCGUUAGCGGUUUUCACCAUUGUCCGUGGCCUGCACUACCUACCAGCCAGCUCUAGCCUGGACAAUUAUCGGCCAGUCUGCACAGCGCGCUAUCGACCCAGAACAUAUCGGAUUUUCUGCCGGAAUCACUGAAUCACUGGACCUUUAACACCGGAUCAUCGCAACUAGCUAGCUGCAACCGAAUGGAUGUUGUUGUUGGCUAAUCACCACUGUCCCGAAGCUAGCACCAGUUAGCCUUGAGCUAGCCUCGAGCCAGGCCAAUCUCCCGGCUAUCUACCUCUCUGUCAACCGAACAGGACCUCCUAGUGUCAACACGGAGCCCCGCCAAUCCAUCACGACUGGUCUGCCGACGUAAUCGCCUGAUGUGGUUUCAACAGGCUUCCCGUUGCGACGACCACGAAGAUCCACCUGCUAGCACCGGCCUGCUAGCACACUCAAUCAACAGCCGUGCCUCCUGCUCGCCUGUGCCGUAGCAGCCAUCGAACUUGCUCCCGGACUCACCUAUUGCUGUUCACUGGACCUUAUGAUCACUCAGCUACACAGCUGAUGCCUACUGGACUGUUCCUUUACACGGUACCCCAUACUGUUUAUCUGUUUAGCCUCAGCCCAAACUUUCGUCGCCAUUACCAGUUGUUGUCUUAGCUCUCUCGAAAAACACCUGUGAUUGCUUUAUGCCUCUCUCCCAUGUCAAUAUGCCUUGCCUAUUGCUGUUGGUUCUUAUUAUACAAUUUCACUGUAGAGCCCCCAGUCCCGCUCAACCUGCCUCAGAUAGCUCCUUUGUCCCACCCCCCACACACGCGGAGACCGGCUCAAUCGGUGCCUCCAGUGAUGCUAUCUCUUUCAUUGUUACCCAACGCUUAGGUUUACCUCCACUGUACUCAUAUCCUUCCAUAUCCUUGUCUGUACAUAAUGCCCUGAAUCUAUUCUACAACGCCUGGAAAUCUGCCCCUUUUUUUCUCUGUACCCAACGCACUAGAAAACCAGUUCUUAAAGCCUUUAGCCAUAUCCUUAUUCUACUCCUCCUCUGUUCCUCUGGUGAUGUAGAGGUUAACCCAGGCCCUGUAGCCCCCAGUACCACUCCUACUCCCCAGGCGCUAUCAUUUGUUGACUUCUGUAACCGUAAAAGCCUUGGUUUCUGGCAUGUUAACAUCAAAGCCUCCUCCCUAAGUUUGAGUUAUUCACUGCAUUAGCACACGCCACCAACCCUGAUGUUCUAGCAAUGUUUGAAUCCUGGCUUAGGAAGGCCACCAAAAACUCUGAAAUUUCCAUCCCCAACUACAACAUUUUCUGUCUAGAUAGAACUGCCAAAGGGGGCGGAGUUGCAAUCUACUGUAGAGCUAGUCUGCAGAGCUCUAUCAUACUAUCCAGGUCUGUGCCCAAACAGUUUGAGCUUCUACUUCUAAAAAUCCACCUUUCCAGAAAUAAGUCUCUCACUGUUGCCACUUGCUACAGCCCGCCCUCAGCCCCCAGCUGUGCCCUGGACACCAUAUGUGAAUUGAUUGCCCUCCAUCUAUCCUCAGAGUUCGUACUGCUUGGUGGUGACCUAAACUGGGAUAUGCUUAACACCCUGGCCAUCCUACAAUCUAAACUAGAUGCCCUCAAUCUCACACAAAUUAUCAAGGAACCUACCAGGUACAACCCUAAAUCUGUAAAUAUGGGCACCCUCAAAGAUAUCAUCCUGACUAAUUUACCCUCUGAAUACACCUCCGCUGUCUUCAACCAGGAUCUCAGCGAUCACUGCCUCAUUGCCUGCAUCCGUAAUGGGUCCGCAGUCAAAUGACCAACCCUCAUCACUGUCAAACACUCCCUAAAACACUUCAGCGAGCAGGCCUUUCUAAUUGACCUGGCCCGGGUAUCCUGGAUGGAUAUUGACCUCAUUCCGUCAGUAGAGGAUGCCUGGUUGUUCUUUAAAAGGGCUUUCCUCUCCAUCUUAAAUAAGCAUGCCCCAUUCAAUAAAUGUCUUAGUAAAUUCCGAACUAAGAACAGAUAUAGCCCCUGGUUCACCCCAGACUUGACUGCCCUUGACCAGCACAAAAACAUCCUGUGGCGUACUGCAUCGAACAGCCCCCGCGAUAUUUGCAACUUUUCAGGGAAGUCAGGAACAAAUAUACACAAUCAGUUAGGAAAGCAAAGGCUAGCUUUUUCAAACAGAAAUUUGCAUCCUGUAGCGCUAACUCCAAAAAGCUGCCCACUGCACUGAGGCUAGGAAACACUGUCACCACCGAUACAUCUACGAUAAUCGAAUAUUUCAACAAGCAUUUUGCUACGGCUGGCCAUGCUUUCCACCUGGCUACCCCUACCCCGGCUACCAGCUCUGCUCCCUCCGCUGCAACUUGCCCAUGCCCCCCCCGCUUCUCCUUCACCCAAAUUCAGAUAGCUGAUGUUUUGAAAGAGCUGCAAAAUCUGGACCCCUACAAAUCAGCUGGGCUAGACAAUCUGGACCCUUUCUUUCUAAAAUUAGCCGCCGAAAUGGUAGCAACCCCUGUUACUAGCUUGUUCAACCUCUCUUUCGUAUCAUCUGAUACCCCCAGAGAUUGGAAAGCUGCCGCAGUCAUCCCCCUCUGCAAAGGGGGUGACACUCUAGAUCCAAACUGUUAUAGACCUAUAUCCAUCCUGCCCUGCCUUUCGAAAGUAUUUGAAAGCCAAGUUAACAGAUCACCGACCAUUUCGAAUCCCACCGUACCUUCUCCGCUAUGCAAUGUGGUUUCCAAGCUGGUCAUGGGUGCACCUCAGCCACGCUCAAGGUCCUAAACGAUAUUUAUAACCGCAAUCGAUAAAAGACAGUACUGUGCAGCCAUCUUCAUCGACCUGGCCAAGGCUUUCGACUCUGUCAAUCACCGCAUUCUUAUUGGCAGACUAAAUAGCCUUGGUUUCACAAAUGACUGCCUCGCCUGGUUCACCAACUACUUCUCAGUUAGAGUUCAAUGUGUCAAAUCGGAGGGCCUGUUGUCUGGACCUGUGGCAUUCUCUAUGGAGGUGCCACAGGGCUCAAUUCUCGGGCCGACUCUAUUCUCUGUGUGUAUCAAUGAUGUCGCUCUUGUUGCUGGUGACUCUCAGACCCACCUCUACGCAGACGACACCAUUUUGUAUACAUCUGGCCCUUCAUUGGACACUGUGUUAACAAACCUUCAAACGAGCUUCAAUGCCAUACAACCCUCCUUCCGUAGUCUCCAACUGCUAUUAAAUGCUAGUAAAACUAAAUGCAGGCUUUUCAAUCGAACGCUGCUUGCACCCGCCCGCCCGACCAGAAUCACUACUCUCGGCGGGUCUGACUUAGAAUAUGUGGACAACUACAAAUACCUAGGUGUCUGGUUAGACCGUAAACUCUCCUUCCAGACUCACAUGAAGCAUCUCCAAUCCAAAGUUAAAUCUAGAAUUGGCUUCCUAUUUCGCAACAAAGCCUCCUUCACUCAUGCUGCCAAACAUUCCCUUGUAAAACUGACUAUACUACCGAUCCUUGACUUCGGCGAUGUCAUUUACAAAAUAGCCUCCAACACUCUACUCAGAAAAUUGGAUGUAGUCUAUCACAGUGCCAUCCGUUUUGUCACCAAAGCCCCAUAUACUACCCACCAUUGUGACCUGUACGCUCUCGUUGGCUGGCCCUCACUACAUAUUCGUCGCCAAACCCACUGGCUCUAGGUAAUCUAUAAAUCACUUCUAGGCAAAUCCCCGCCUUAUCUUAGCUCAUUGGUCACCAUAGCAACACCCACCCUUAGUUUGCGCUCCAGCAGGUAUAUCUCACUGGUCAUCCCCAAAGCCAACACCUCCUUUGGCCGCCAUUCCUUCCAGUUCUCUGCUGCCAAUGACUGGAACGAACUGCAAAAAUCUCUGAAGCUUGAGACUCUUAUUUCCCUCACUAACUUUAAGCAGUUGGCAGAGCAGUUUACCGAUCACUGCACCUGUACACAGCCCAUCUGUAAUUAGCCCACCCAACUACCUCAUCCCAAUAUUGUUAUUUAUUUUGCUAAUUUGCACCCCAGUAUCUCUAUUUGCACAUCAUCUUCUGCACAUCAAUCACUCCAGUGUUAAUACUAAAUUGUAAUUAUUUUGCACUAUGGCCUAUUUAUUGCCUUACCUCCAUAACUUACUACAUUUGCACACACUGUAUAUAGAUUUUCUAUUGACUGUAUGUUUUGUUUAUCCCAUGUGUAAAUCUGUGUUGUUGUUGUUUUUAUCGCACUGCUUUGUUUUAUCUUGGCCAGGUCGCAGUUGUAAAUGAGAACUUGUUCUCAACUGGCCUACCUGGUUAAAUAAAGGCGAAUACAUUUUUUUUUAUGUCUGCUAAAUGAACAAGUUGAUUUCAUUGGCAUGGCACAGCCAUAGCCUUGGCUACUAAGCACAGAUAAAUAAAACUCAAAACAUGCUAUUCUUUUCUAUUGAAAUAAAUUGUCUUAUGUGUUUUAUGACCUUCCUAAACUAAAUAUUAAUGUAUUUCUUUGUGAUUGUGAUUAACACUAGAAAGGCAGAGAGCAUCAUAAUGAUAAACUAAUUUAAAUGUUUAAUUACUCUGCCAUUUUUUAAGUCAUGUCCCCCUCACCUUGAUUAUUCCCAAAUAAGUUUUCCCAAAGUAUUCUUACUCCUUGACUUAUUCCACAUUUUGUUGUUACAGCCUGAAUUCAAAAUUGAUUAAAUUGAUUUCUCACCCAUCUACAGUGGGGAAAAAAAGUAUUUAGUCAGCCACCAAUUGUGCAAGUUCUCCCACUUAAAAAGAUGAGAGAGGCCUGUAAUAUUCAUCAUAGGUACACGUCAACUAUGACAGACCAAAAUGAGAAAAAGAAUUCCAGAAAAAUCACAUUGUAGGAUUUUUAAUGAAUUUAUUUGCAAAUUAUGGUGGAAAAUAAGUAUUUGGUCAAUAACAAAAGUUUCUCAAUACUUUGUUAUACAGUGGGGGAAAAAAGUAUUUAGUCAGCCACCAAUUGUGCAAGUUCUCCCACUUAAAAAGAUGAGAGAGGCCUGUAAUAUUCAUCAUAGGUACACGUCAACUAUGACAGACAAAAUGAGAAAAAGAAUUCCAGAAAAUCACAUUGUAGGAUUCUUAAUGAAUUUAUUUGCAAAUUAUGGUGGAAAAUAAGUAUUUGGUCAAUAACAAAAGUUUCUCAAUACUUUGUUAUAUACCCUUUGUUGGCAAUGACACAGGUCAAACGUUUUCUGUAAGUCUUCACAAGGUUUUCACACACUGUUGCUGGUAUUUUGGCCCAUUCCUCCAUGCAGAUCUCCUCUAGAGCAGUGAUGUUUUGGGGCUGUCGCUGGGCAACACGGACUUUCAACUCCCUCCAAAGAUUUUCUAUGGGGUUGAGAUCUGGAGACUGGCUAGGCCACUCCAGGACCUUGAAAUGCUUCUUACGAAGCCACUCCUUCGUUGCCCGGGCGGUGUGUUUGGGAUCAUUGUCAUGCUGAAAGACCCAGCCACGUUUCAUCUUCAAUGCCCUUGCUGAUGGAAGGAGGUUUUCACUCAAAAUCUCACGAUACAUGGCCCCAUUCAUUCUUUCCUUUACACGGAUCAGUUGUCCUGGUCCCUUUGCAGAAAAACAGCCCCAAAGCAUGAUGUUUCCACCCCCAUGCUUCACAGUAGGUAUGGUGUUCUUUGGAUGCAACUCAGCAUUCUUUGUCCUCCAAACACGACGAGUUGAGUUUUUACCAAAAAGUUCUAUUUUGGUUUCAUCUGACCAUAUGACAUUCUCCCAAUCCUCUUCUGGAUCAUCCAAAUGCACUCUAGCAAACUUCAGACGGGCCUGGACAUGUACUGGCUUAAGCAGGGGGACACGUCUGGCACUGCAGGAUUUGAGUCCCUGGCGGCGUAGUGUGUUACUGAUGGUAGGCUUUGUUACUUUGGUCCCAGCUCUCUGCAGGUCAUUCACUAGGUCCCCCCGUGUGGUUCUGGGAUUUUUGCUCACCGUUCUUGUGAUCAUUUUGACCCCACGGGGUGAGAUCUUGCGUGGAGCCCCAGAUCGAGGGAGAUUAUCAGUGGUCUUGUAUGUCUUCCAUUUCCUAAUAAUUGCUCCCACAGUUGAUUUCUUCAAACCAAGCUGCUUACCUAUUGCAGAUUCAGUCUUCCCAGCCUGGUGCAGGUCUACAAUUUUGUUUCUGGUGUCCUUUGACAGCUCUUUGGUCUUGGCCAUAGUGGAGUUUGGAGUGUGACUGUUUGAGGUUGUGGACAGGUGUCUUUUAUACUGAUAACAAGUUCAAACAGGUGCCAUUAAUACAGGUAACGAGUGUAGGACAGAGGAGCCUCUUAAAGAAGUUGUUACAGGUCUGUGAGAGCCAGAAAUCUUGCUUGUUUGUAGGUGACCAAAUACUUAUUUUCCACCAUAAUUUGCUAAUAAAUUCAUUAAAAAUCCUACAAUGUGAUUUUCUGGAAAAAAAUGCUCAAUUUGUCUGUCAUAGUUGACGUGUACCUAUGAUGAAAAUUACAGGCCUCUCUCAUCUUUUUAAGUGGGAGAACUUGCACAAUUGGUGGCUGACUAAAUACUUUUUUCCCCCCACUGUACAUGCACAUACAUAUGUAUGACAGAGAAACACUCUCUCACACUGCACAUGUUCACGCCAUGAUAUGUGCGAGAACUACUUGCGGUGUGCAUGUUUACGUGCACAUGCAUGUGCAUACAUGUACACACAAAUGCUUGCACAACCCAUGUAGUUCUCGCACAUAUCAUGGUUGUGGCCCUUUAGUUUUUCCAUGUCAGAUUUUAUUUGGAGAAAAGUCUUGGGAGGAUAAACAGUGAAUAAAUUACCACGUUAAAUAACAUCUCUUAUAAAUACAUGACACGUCCCUGGGCACCGCACACAGCACAUCGGCGAAGUUGUUGACAUAGUGGAUGAGUCGCUGAAUGUUCUCGUAGGACAGCACCUGUUUGCUGGCGAGAUGACCACCUCACCUCUUCUUCCUUGGAGCCACACCAUGUUCCUUGUAGAACUUUAUUAAUGCAGUCGGCUUAUCUGUAGAAAUUCUGAAACCAGAAAAGAAAUGAUUUAAAACAUGCCUUUUAAUAUGUGCUGAAAGGCACAAUGUAUUCUCAGCUCUUUUAUUUCUAUUCAUGAUACCUACUAGUCAUUCUUUCUUAAAUACCUCAUGAACGUUUUGAUACUGUUUCUGCCCCAAUAAUAACAAAAAACAUAGUUGUAUUACUCUUAAAGAAAACUUAAGCGUGUAGGAACUUGAAUGUUUCUCUGCAGAUUUGAUGGCUAUUAAGGAAAUAUGAUGUCCUCUGUAUUUUGAGUUGACCGUUUCCUUGCAGAGGUUCAUGGAACCAGCAAUCUUGCCAAUGAGCACCAUGUUUUUCAUCUGGAAAAAUAAGACCAAUAACAAUAUAAACUACUUUAACUUUCAGUCAUCGUCAUAAUCUAUUCUAGCCAAUACAUUUUCAAAUAAUAUCAACACACUUUCUAUAACGCACAAACGACACAUACCCUGCACUCAUUGAAAUGCAUGUGAAAACACACAAACAGUACACACACACACUUUUACUAGUAUUGUAAAUGAGUCAUGUUUGAUAUAAAGGUAUGUGAUAUCAUUAUUGAUGGCCAUUUCAUGCAUUUAUGUAACCUGUCAAUAGGACAAAUAUAAGCACCCACCACACACACCCUGGUCCCAUAAGUUACUAGCUACAUAGCUAGCUAGGUUGCAUGGGCUACACUUCUCCCUCGCUCUCUUUCUCCCAUGCCACACAUUCACACUCUCACACACACACACUUGGCUUUAAAACACCAGCUAGCUACUUAGUCUACUUGUACCGGCUAGCUACUUAGUCUACUUGUGCCUCAUCACACAAACACAGACACUGACAGAUAGACAGACGCAGAAACACGCAGUGGUGUAAAGUACUUAAGUAAAAAUACUUUAAAGUAAAUUUUUUGGGGUAUCUGUACAUUACUAUUGAUAUAUUGGACAACUUUUACUUUUACUUCACUACAUUCCUAAAUAAAAUAAUGUACUUUUUACUCUAUACGUUUUCCCUGACACCCAAAAGUACUUGUUACAUUUUGAAUGCUUAGCAGGUGUCACGAUCGUUUACGGAUGAGACGGACCAAGGCGCAGCGUGAUAAGCGUACAUAUUUAUUUAGUACUGAACACACGACAAAAACAACAAACAAACGAUACGUGAAGUCCAAGGUAGACUAAUAACAUACCUAUACGGAACAAGAUCCCACACAGACUGGUGCCAAACGGCUGCCUAAGGAUGGUCCCCAAUCAGAGACAACGAGCUACAGCUGCCUCUGAUUGGGAACCACCCUGGCCAACAUAGAUCUACACGAUCUAGACACUCAACAUAGAAAACUAAACAUAGAAACUACACACCCUGGCUCAACAUUUAAGAGUCCCCAGAGCCAGGGCGUGACAGCAGGACUGGAAAUUGGUCCAAUUCACGCAUAUAUCAAGAGAACAUCCCUGGUCAUCCCUACAGCCUCUGAUCUGGUGGACUCGCUAAACACACAUGCUUCAUUUGUAAAUUAUGUCUGAGUGUUGGAGUGUGCCCCUAGCUAUCGGAAAGUAAAAAAACAAGAAAAUGGUGCUGUCUGGUUUGCUUAAUAUAAGGAAUUUUAAAUGAUUUAUAUUUAACUUUUGAUACUUAAGUAUAUUUAGGCAAAUACAUUUACUUUCCAUACUUAAGUAUAUUUAAAACCAAAUACUUUUAGACUUUUACUCAAUUAGUAUUUUACUGGGUGACUUCACUUUUACCUUAAUAGAAAAUGACUCAAGGAUCUUCACUUUUACUCAAGUAUGACAAUUGGGUAUUUUUUCCACCACUGGAAACACACACACAUUACUCACUCACAUCCAACUAAACUUGACUAAUAGAUGAAUGGCAAGCACUUACUGUACCAUUAAUGAGUUGAUUAAUCUGGUCAUGUCUCUUGACCAUCUCCUUGGGGGUAAAAAGCAAAUAGCAGGGCUUCUCUUCAGGUGAACUCGUUAGCCUUUAAAAUUUCUGGUCCAGCAUUACUGACAUUCCCCUUCGACCGACUGAAGGACCGUAAUUGACAGAUCCAACAUUAACAGGUGGUCUUCCUCGGUUCCCACCUCAAGGGGCUCGGCCUCGACUUCGGUGAGCUCAUCUGAGUUGGUGUCUGUGCUAUCUGUGGUGUCUGCGCUAUCUGUGGUGUCUGCAGAGUCGCUGAUGGAGACGAACCUGCCACAACAAACCUGCCAAGAGAGGGCCGCCCACCAAAACUCACGGACCAGGCAAUGGGGGCAUUAAUCAGAGAGGCAACAAAGAGACCAAAGAUAACCCUGAAGGAGCUGCAAAGCUCCACAGCGGAGAUUGGAGUAUCUGUCCAUAGGACCACUUUAAGCCGUACACUCCACAGAGCUGGGCUUUACGGAAGAGUGGCCAGAAAAAAUCCAUUGCUUAAAGAACAAAAUAAGCAAACACAUUUGGUGUUCGCCAAAAGGCAUGUGGGAGACUCCCCAAACAUAUGGAAGAAGGUACUCUGGUCAGAUGAGAUUAAAAUUGAGCUUUUUGGCCAUCAAGGAAAACGCUAUGUCUGGCCCAAACCCAACACCUCUCAUCACCCGAGAACACCAUCCCCACAGUAAAACAUGGUGGUGGCAGCAUCCUGCUGUGGGGAUGUUUUUCAUUGGCAGGGACUGGGAAACUGGUCAGAAUUGAAGGAAUACAGGGAAAAUGUUGAGGGAAACCUGUUUCAGUCUUCCAGAGAUUUGAGACUGGGACGGAAGUUCACCUUCCAGCAGGACAAUGACCCUAAGCAUACUGUUAAAGCAACACUUGAGUGGUUUAAGGGGAAACAUUUAAAUGUCUUGGAAUGGCCUAGUCAAAGCCCAGACCUCAAUACAAUUGAGAAUCUGUGGUAUGACUUAAAGAUUGCGGUACACCAGCGGAACCCAUCCAACUUGAAGGAGCUGGAGCAGUUUUGUCUUGAAGAAUGGGCAAAAAUCCCAGUGGCUAGAUGUGCCAAGCUUAUAGAGACAUACCCCAAGAGACUUGCAGCUGUAAUUGCUGCAAAAGGUGGCUCUACAAAGUAUUGACUUUAAGGGGGGGUGAAUAGUUAUGCACGCUCAAGUUUUCAGUUUUUUUGUCUUAUUUCUUGUUUGUUUCAACCCAAUAUUUAGCAUCUUCAAAGUGGUAGGCAUGUUGUGUAAAUCAAAUGAUACAAACCCCCAAAAAAUCAAUUUAAAUUCAAGGUUGUAAGGCAACAAAAUAGGAAAAAUGCCAAGGGGGUGAAUACUUUCGCAAGCCACUGUAUGUAUGAUGGGUUUUUGACAGAUCUGAAGAGCGAGAGAGGGACAGUGUAGCCUGAGGUAAAAUUUUUGUUUCCCCGCGGAUGAUACACUACAGUAGCUUUGAUUGAGCAAACAGGAAACUCAUCCGGUUGAAUAGCCUAUUGCAGCUUGAUUCAAAAUGUAUAGCUAGCUAGUUUGUAAUUAAUUCAUGAUUUUGGAAUAGUGGAGGGUUUUGAUUGUGCAGGUAAGAUGGUCCCCCGAAAGCCUGAUGUGAUGUGUUACAAGCUAGCAUCCACCGAACUGAUGUGAAAGUGCUCUGUUAUGUUUCAUCCUACGUUUAUAAGAUAAAAAACUAUAUUUAUACUCAGAAUUUGGCAAUAAGACAUACAGAUCAUGAAAGCCAAGACAUUGUUUUGUUAAAACCAGAUAAACCCCCCAAACAGCGAUAAAUCUAAAUUGACAACACCAUGUAUAUGCAAAUUAGCCAUAGCGAUUUCUGACUAUGAUAGAGCGCGUCACAUAUAGCCUACAGUAACAAACUAAUGAACAGGUUAUGUUCUUCAAAUAUUUUAAUUUCGUAUUCUAAUGUUACCGAAGACCUUCAUAAACACAACCAAAUGACAUUGUCACAAAGGGGGGUCCAACGAGGCCAGGCUUUUCUAGUUAAAAAAUUGAUUUAUUAGACUGGCAGCUAUUGGUACUCCUCGAGGCCUGGCUAUUCUACUGUUAAAUUUGCAUACCGGAAUUUUGACCGUCAUGGCGUUGUGAGGAUGAAAUGCUCAAAGUUUUUGCAUUUUAUUAUAUUUAUCUCAAAGUACUGCUAGAGUGUAAAAUACACAUAUUUAGGAGAAGUCAGGGACAGGUGGUUUCAAGGAUUUUAUUGAAAUUAAAGUUAUUGAAAUUACAAAAUUGAAAACAGUCAGAUGGACCGUUUUGGCGGUUCUAGUGUCAAUACUUUCAAGCAAUAGUGGAUCUAAUUGAUUCAAAAAAAUGUAAUAGACCUCAGGGGGAAUACCAUCCCAUCCAGGUGAUUUGCCUUUAUUCAUGCUAUCCAAUGCUCUUUUGAGUUCAUUGAGAGAGAUUUGGGCUCCCAGCGAGGUGGCUUCCUCUGUUGAGAGAAGAGUUUACAAUCAGAAGUGUACAGUUCUUUAUAGAAGUGGGAGAAUCUUUGAUUAAUUUGGGUUAUGAUAGUAAUUCCUGAUUUACAAUCAGAAGUGUACAGUUCUUUAUAGAAGUGGGAGAAUCUUUGAUUAAUUUGGGUUAUGAUAGUAAUUCCCCUGUUUCAGAUUCAAUAGUUGCUGCAGGGCAUUCGGAAAGUAUUCAGACCCCUUGACUUUUUCCACAUUUUGUUACGUUACAGCCUUAUUCUAAAAUGUAUUAAAUUGUUUUUUCCCCUCAUCAAUCUACACACAAUACCCCAUAAUGACAAAGCAAAAACUGUUUUUUAGAAAUGUUUGCAAAUGUAUUAAAAAUACAAAACUGAAAUAUCACAUUUACAUAAGUAUUCAGACCCUUUACUCAGUACUUUUUGAAGCACCUUUGGCAGAGAUUACAGCCUUGAGUCUUCUUGGGUAUGACACAACAAGCUUGGCACACCUGUAUUUGGGGAGUUUCUCCCAUUCUUCUCUGCAGAUCCUCCCAAGCUCUGUCAGGUUGGAUGGGGAGUGUCACUGCACAGCUAUUUUCAGGUCUCUCCAGAGAUGUUCGAUCGGGUUCAAGUCCGGGCUCUGGCUGUGCCACUCAAGAACAUUCAGCGACAUUCAGAGAAGCCACUCCUACGUUGUCUUGGCUGUGUGUUUAGGGUCGUUGUCCUGUUGGAAGGUGAACCUUCGACCCAGUCUGAGGUCCUGAGAGCUCUGGAGCAGGUUUUCAUCAAGGAUUAUCUGUACUUUGCUCCGUUCAUCUUUCCCUCAAUCCUGACUAGUCUCCCAGUCCCUGCUGCUGAAAAACAUCCCCACAGCAUGAUGCUGCCAUCACCAUGCUUCACCGUAGGGAUGGUGCAAGGUUUCCUCCAGACGUGACAUUUGGGAUUCAGGCAAAAGAGUUCAAUCUUGGUUUCAUCAGAACAGAGAAUCUUGUAUCUUAUGGUCUGAGAGUCCUUUCGGUGCCUUUUGGCAAACUCCAAGUGGGCUGUCAUGUGCCUUUUACUGAGGAGUGGCUUCUGUCUGACCACUCUACCAUAAAGGCCUGAUUGGUGGAGUGCUGCAAAGAUGGUUGUCCUUCUGGAAGGUUCUCCCAUCUCCACAGAGGAACUCUGGAGCUCUGUCAGAGUGACCAUCGGGUUCUUGGUCACCUCCCUGACCAAGGCCCUUCUCACCCGAUUGCUCAGUUUGCCGGGCGGCCAGCUCUAGGAAGAGUUUUGGUGGUUCCCAGCUUAUUCCAUUUAAGAAUGAUGGAGACAACUGUGUUCUUGGGGACCUUCAAUGCUGCAGAUUUUUUUUGGUACCCUUCCCCAGAUAUGUGCCUCGACACAAUCCUGUCUCUGAGCUCUACGGACAAUUCCUUCGACCUCAUGGCUUGGUUUUUGCUCUGACAUGCACUGUCAACUGUGGGUCCUUGUAUAGACAGGUGUAUGCCUUUCCAAGUCAUGUCCAAUCAAUUGAAUUUAACCACAGAUGGACUCCAAUCAAGUUGUAGAAACAUCUCAAGGAUGAUCAAUGGAAACAGGAUGCACCUGAGCACAAUUUCGAGUCUCGUAGCAAAGGGUCUGAAUACUUAUGUAAAUAAGGUAUUUCUGUUUUUUUUAUUUUUAAUACAUUUGCAAAAACAAUAUAAACACUUGUUUUCAUUUUGUCAUUAUGGGGUAUGGUGUGUAGAUUGAGGAAAACAUUUAAUGUAAUCAAUUUUUGAAUAAGGCUGUAACAUAACAAAAUGUGGAAAAAGUCAAGGGGUCUGAAUACUUUCCAAAUGCACUGUACAUCAGCUAAUUGAUCAUUACUGCGUAGCUUGUUGGCCAGUAAAUGACUUGGACAAUUACCAUGAAAGUAAUGGUUGAGUCUAACUCGAUGGAUGUCAAAUUCUGCUCUCUGUCUUGUCAAUAAAUGUAAGUUCUGUCUUGACUUGGAAAGAGGGCUAGCUACUUGGUCUGAAAAAAGUGUUUGUUGAGAAAGCUCUAACGCAGUUAACAUUUCCAAUUCUGAUAUUUUCUUUAAUUGUGAUUUAUUCAACCCAAAUGCAAAUGCAGUUGCAUUAGUUUUAGUAAAAACUUUGGUGGCAUCCCAUAGAAUCCGGGGGUCACCGGCUGAAUUUUUAUUGAUGAUUAUGAGUGUAGGUUUUUGUAGUAAUGAAAUGUUGAAACAUCAUCGUGUGGCUCUUUUAUGAGAUUCUGACAUUUUAAUUGGCAGUAGUUGGCGUGGGGAUCGGACGAGCCCAUAUGUCAAAUUUCUGUUUUCUUAGUUUUAGAAAAUACAGGUGUAGAUAAUAAUAUAAAAUCGAUUUGGGAGCAUGUUUUAUGCCUUUUUGAGUAGAAAGCGUACUCAUUUGCAUUUGGAUUAUGUGCUCACCAGGCAUCAAUUACGUUUUGGUUGCGUGUGGAUUGUAGUUAGUCUUAUUAGAUUUGUCCUGCAUGUCCAAAAUGGCAUUCAUUAGUAAAGGCCAUUUUAUUUCCUUUAUGGAUACAUUUACUGAAAGUGAUUCUGCCUUCUUGGUCUUCGCCUUUACCUAAGAUGGUGAUUUUGAGUUUAUUAUGUAUCAUUCACCUUUAGUUUUGUUUGGGGCUGAUGAAAAAGCAGCCAGUUUGUACAAAUGGGUCUGCAUUCUAUGUGCAUGCUUAUGGAGCAGGUGUGUUUCUUGGAGUAUUGCUACAUCAAUAUGGUUUCUUUAUUUCUUUAUUUAUUAAAACAUUUUUGGGGGUAGAUCAGCUUUAAUAUUGCAGAUAGAUUGUAACUUCCAUCAAUGUAAUUGUCUGCAUCACUUCCAAUCCCCCAUAUGUUUUUUCUUCUUCUCGCAAAUAUACAGUGGGGAGAACAACUAUUUGAUACACUGUCGAUUUUGCAGGUUUUCCUACUUACAAAGCAUGUAGAGGUCUGUAAUUUUUAUCAUAGGUACACUUCAACUGUGAGAGACGGAAUCUAAAACAAAAAUCCAGAAAAUCACAUUGUAUGAUUUUUAAGUAAUUAAUUUCCAUUUUAUUGCAUGACAUAAGUAUUUAAUCACCUACCAACCAGUAAGAAUUCCGGCUCUCACAGACCUGUUAGUUGUUCUUUAAGAAGCCCUCCUGUUCUCCACUCAUUACCUGUAUUAACUGCACCUGUUUGAACUCGUUACCUGUAUAAAAGACACCUGUCCACACACUCAAUCAAACAGACUCCAACCUCUCCACAAUGGCCAAGACCAGAGAGCUGUGUAAGGACAUCAGGGAUAAAAUUGUAGACUUGCACAAGGCUGGGAUUGGCUACAGGACAAUAGGCAAGCAGCUUGGUGAGAAGGCAACAACUGUUGGCGCAAUUAUUAGAAAAUGGAAGAAGUUCAAGAUGACGGUCAAUCACCCUCGGUCUGGGGCUCCAUGCAAGAUCUCACCUUGUGGGGCAUCAAUGAUCAUGAGGAAGGUGAGGGAUCAGCCCAGAACUACACGGCAGGACCUGGUCAAUGACCUGAAGAGAGCUGGGAACACAGUCUCGAAGAAAACCAUUAGUAACACACUACACCGUCAUGGAUUAAAAUCCUGCAGCGCACGCAAGGUCCCCCUGCUCAAGCCAGCGCAUGUCCAGGCCCGUCUGAAGUUUGCCAAUGACCAUCUGGAUGAUCCAGAGGAGGAAUGGAAGAAGGUCAUGUGGUCUGAUGAGACAAAAAUAGAGCUUUUUGGUCUAAACUCCACUCGCCGUGUUUGGAGUAAGAAGAAGGAUGAGUACAACCCCAAGAACACCAUCCCGACUGUGAAGCAUGGAGGUGGAAAAAUCAUUAUUUGGGGAUGCUUUUCUGCAAAGGGGACAGGACGACUGCACCGUAUUGAGGGGAGGAUGGAUGGGGCCAUGUAUCGCAAGAUCUUGGCCAUACAACCUCCUUCCCUCAGUAAGAGCAUUGAAGAUGGGUCGUGGCUGGUUCUUCCAGCAUGACAACGACCCAAAACACACAGCCAGGGCAACUAAGGAGUGGCUCCGUAAGAAGCAUCUCAAGGUCCUGGAGUGGCCUAGCCAGUCUCCAGACCUGAACCCAAUAGAAAAUCUUUGGAGGGAGCUGAAAGUCCGUAUUGCCCAGCGACAGCCCCGAAACCUGAAGGAUCUGGAGAAGGUCUGUAUGGAGGAGUGGGUCAAAAUCCCUGCUGCAGUGUGUGCUAACCUGGUCAAGACCUACAGGAAACGUAUGAUCGCUGUAAACUGAAACAAAGGUUUCUGUACCAAAUAUAGUUUGCUUUAUGAUGUAUCAAAUACUUAUGUCAUGCAAUAAAAGCAAAUGAAUUACCUUCUUUAAAAAAUCAUACAAUGUAUUUCUGGAUUUUGUUUUAGAUUCCGGCUCUCACAGUGAAGUGUACCUAUGAUAAAAGUCAGACCUCUACAUGCUUUGUAAGAGGAAAACCUGCAAAAUCAGCAGGUAAUCAAAUACUUGUUCUCCCCACUGUAUAUACAUAUAUAUUUCACUUGAUUACUUUCCAACCCCACCACGCCUUCCAUAAUGAUGAAACUAUGAACAACAACGCUUAGGCCUCGACUUCCAGCUUAAACGACUAUAUACAUUUUAUGGACACAGUCAAUUUUACAAUAAUUAUAUUUUGUUUUUACUCCUGAACUUCCUCUACGCUCAACUUCUCCAAUCAUUUUCAUGAUGUCCAUCCGGUUUGCUUCUAUAUGUCAUAUCUUUCUUACUGUGCUCUUUCACAAAAGCUCUCAAACUAUAACCUAUAUACUUAUUAUGGACACAGUAUGCUUUACAUUAGUUAUCUUGUUGUUAUUAGUUGUUGUUAUUAGUCCCAUCCUUCAGCUCCAUUCAACACCUCCCAUCUAUCUCUUAACACCAUCCAUAUUGGAUUUCUAUUUGCCAUAUCUUUUUCAACUGUACUGUGAUGUUUCACAUAUGUUUUUUUGCUAGGAUAUCAAGACAGCUGGAAUGUUUGAUAGGACAAUUUAGUCCUUUCAAAUUCCAAGAGAGAAUAGCUAGUGUUGCCAUUGUUUUUCAGAAAUGAAUGUUAUAUUAAUGAUGUAAUUGUUAUCUUUAGUGUUUGUAAGCACAUGGAUGUGUAACAACAAUCAGGACCCACUGGGAAACUCACCCAUUGUUCGUUCCCCACCCAGAAAAUCCUCCUUGUAAACCAUUCAACCCCCUUCCAUAACCCCCACCCCUUCCCGGUUCCCCCGCCCUGCACUAUACAGGGUUGCAGCAUAACAGCGAAUGGCAGCCUUACACAUGAAGUCUCUUAAGCUGCAAAAUUUUUUAGGUCUUAAGGUAUUACAAAAUAAAUAAAGUAAAACAAGUAACCAUUUUCAGACCUUUACAGUUUAAUUAGCAGAUUUGAUGAUUAGGGUGGGUAAUGAAGAUAUACAGUAUUUAUAGAAGUGCAAGCCUAAACUGUCAAAUAGGAUACUGUAGCUCUUAUCCAGAGCGACUUACAGAUAGUGAGUGCAUAUAUAUAUAUAUAUUACUUUUUUUCAUACUGGCCCCCCGUGGGAAUCGAACCCACAACCCUAGCGUUGCAAGCGCCAUGCUCUACCAACUGAUGGUAAACAUAUUAUUAGCAAUAUGGUUUAUAUUACCUUAAACACAAAUUUGCCCUCCAUUUUUAUUAAGCGUUUAAGUGCUCCAUACUUCAGUGCCUUCAGAAAGUAUUCAUACCCCUUGACUGAUUCCACAUUUUGUUGUGUUACAGCCUGAAUUCAAAAUGGAUUAGAUAUAUAUUUUUCUCACCCAUCUACACACAAUAUCCCAUAAUGACAAAGUGAAAACAUGUUUUUAGAAAUGUUUGCUAAUUUAUUUUAAAAUGAAAUACAGAAAUAUCUAAUUUACAUACGUAUUCACACCCCUGGGUCAAUACAUGUUAGAAUCACCUUUGGCAGUGAUUUCAGAUGUGAGUCUUACUGGGUAAGUCUCUAAGAGCUUUCCACACCUGGAUUGUGUAACAUUUGCCCAUUUAUUAUUUUCAAAAUUCUUCAAGCUCUGUCAAAUUGUCAUUGCUAGACAAACAUUUUCAGGUCUUGCCAUAGAUUUUCAAGUAGAUUUAAGUCAAAACUGUCACUCGGCCACUCACAAACAUUCACGGUCUUCUUGCUAAGCAACUCCAGUGUAGAUUUGGCCUUGUGUUUUAGGUUAUUGUCCUGCUGAAAGGUCAAUUAAUCUCCCAGUGUCUGGUGGAAAGCAGACUGAACCAGCUUUUCCUCUAUGAUUUUGCCUGUGCUUAACUCCAUUCCGUUUAUUUUUAUCCUGAAAAACUCCCCAGUCCUUAACAAUUACAAGCAUACCCAUAACAUGAUGCAGCCACCACUGUGCUUUAAAAUAUGGAGAGUGGUACUCAGUAAUGUGUUGUAUUGGAUUUGCCCCAAACAUAACACUUUGUAUUCAGGACAAAAAGUUAAUUGCUUUGCCAAUUUUUUUGCAGUGUUACUUCAGUGCCUUGUUGCAAACAGGAUGCAUGUUUUGGAAUGUUUUUAUUCUGUACAGCACGUGUCAAUCACAAGGCCUGCGCAAUGAUUUGGGUUGUCAAUUCAUUUUGGCCCAUUCCAUACUGCCCCCGAUGCGCUGCACAACAAUUCACAGCAAGCACUGCCAACGUGCUGCACGCCAAACGGCAGUGCAUUGCCACACACACACCCCUCCUCCCAGACCCAGACCCACACACACACCCUCACACGAGCCAGCCAGUGCACUGUAUCAUAUCAUCGCUAAUGCCACUGACCGAAAGUUUAAAGGUGUUGUAGGCUAAAUGUCCAUGCCAAGUUUCAGUUCUAAUGGGUCAUUGGUUUAGCCUACAGAAAAUGUCAUCUUGAUUGUCAAAAAGUUGUAAGAUAAAGGAUUCACACACAGGUAUACAUUACUACUAAAGGACAAUAGGACACACAAGCGAGUAGAAAUUAGUCAACAGUUGAGUCAUCUACUUUAUGAAAUUACAGCCUGGUGCGCUCGCAUCAGUGAAUUCAAUGUCAAUUGCGCUGCUUUCCUGUGUCUCGUUUACAGCACGCAGCGGAGGGAAAGUGUACAGACACAUGCCACAGUCCUAGCUAGGCUACUAAAAUGUUGCAGUAUGGCUUCGGUUUUUAAAGCUUGACAAUGAAUAACCAAAAAACUAAACGUGCAACAAAACACCAUGCAAAUCCAUGCAGUGCAAAACAUUUUUUAAACAUGUUUUACGUUUAAAUGUUACAACAACCUAGCUACGUAUUUGUUAUUUGGAGUUAUUAAAUACUUUAAUUAGGGUCGCAGCAUAUUAUGCACAUCUGCAAGCAUAGUAGCAAAGGCUGGACAAAUAUUAUUUAUAUAUUUUGUUUUAAUAUGUUCAUAAGUAGACAUAAAGGGCCAUAUCUUUUCAAAUAAAAGAAUGGCCAGUUUGGGUCGCAGUUAUAUGCAUGUUUAUUUGUCUGGCCUGCAAAUUCGUUGUUCUUUCAAUAUGGGCCGUGCGCUGAUUGAGUUUGACACCCCUGUUGUACAGGCUUCUUUCUUUUCACUCUGUCAAUUAGGUUAGUAUUGUGGAGUAACUACAAUGUUGUUGAUCCAUCUUCAGUUUUCUCCUAUUAUAGCCAUUAAACUCUGUAACUGUUUUAAAGCCACCAUUGGCCAAUGGUGAAAUCCCUGAGCAGCUUCCUUCCUCACCGGCAACUGACUUAGGAAGGACGCCUGUAUCUUUGUAGUGACUGGGUGUAUUGAUACACCAUCCAAAGUGUAAUUAAUAACUUCACCAUGCUCAAAGGGAUAUUCCUAUCUACCAAUAGGUGCCCUUCUUUGCGAGGCAUUGGAAAACCUCCCUGGUCUUUGUGGUUGAAUCUGUGUUUGAAAUUCCCUGCUCAACUGAGGACCUUACAGAUAAUUGUAUGUGUGGGGUACAGAGAUGAGGUAGUCAUUAAAAAAUAUGUUAAACACUAUUAUUGCACACAGAGUGAGUCCAUGCAACUGAUUACGUGACUUGUUAAGCAAAUUUCUUGGAGAUGAAAUAUAUUUUACAUGUUGUCAACAAUCUAAGCCAACCCUGUCUGUUUUGCCCCAUAGUUGCACACACGUCGGUUUUGUUGCUUAACAACCAACACGUCUAUGGGGAACUGACUGUCUGUUUUUCCCCAGAAACCAUGGUAAUUAGUAUCAAAUUUUCCAUUCCUGAAAAAUGCACACAUAGUGGUUGCCUAGGACCACAGGCUCUUAUGAAGACUACCUGUAUGUAUGCUAGGGAUGUGACGAAUGGAAACAUUUUCUUAACGUUUAAACUGCCUUUUUUUUAAUCGGUUUUCCGUUAAAACUAUAAGAAAUUUCCAUGUGAAUUCACAAUGCAGAAUAUGGUCCUAUUACGUAUGGUGGUCCUAUUGCGUAUGACCGCUAGGGGGAAAGGAAGUUCUAUCUACUGCAGUCAUAGGCUGAAUCUCAACCUAACACUUGGCCCCACUCGAGUCUGCCGGUGCUUUGGCCAAAAUGAGCAUUGAGACGAUGCGCACUCGACGUCCCAACUGCCACUUAUCAAUAUUCCAAAAUUGUCUCCCGCGACUGGUCUUGUGCAUGACUCGCUCGCUAUGAAAUACGGGCACUGGGGCAAACACAGACGUGUACUCUGACAGACAGUGAGAAAGUUGUAAAAACAAAAUGACAUCUCUCUACUACUACUACCUACCAUUCAAGGGUUUUUCUUUAUUUUUUUUUAUUUUUUCUAUAUUGUAGAAUAAUAGUGAAGACAUCAACUAUGAAAUAAAACAUAUGAAAUCAGCUAGCUUGCUAAGGAUGAUGGGCACUGCACAGAUAAACAGUGUGUAGCUUGUCUCUAGUGAUCGGGGAAAAAAAUAGAUAGUUACAUAUCGCAAUAUGUUUUGACAAUUUUAUCGAUAUAAUUUAUUUGCUACUUGGCUGUACCUGCGCCAAAACUCCAGAAUUUUUCAUCCUAUAGCUUGUUCUCCAUCUUCUUAUUAAAUAGUGAGACAACAUAUUUUCAAACUUUUAUUUCCCUGACAGAUAACUUGUUUUCUCAUGCUCUCUCUUGUCUCUCUGCAGCAGAGUCAUAGGCUGAAUCUCAACCUAACACUUGGCCCCACUCGAGUCUGCAAGUGCUUUGGCCAAAAUGAGCAUUGAGACGAUGCGCACUCGACGUCCCAACUUAUCAAUAUUCCAAAAUUGUCUCCUGCAACAAAACCGCAGUAUCGAAUUGCAAUACAUAUAGAAUCGUGAGAAUCACAAUACAUAUCGUAUCGGCAAAUAAGUAUUGUGAUAUUGAAUCGUGAAGUCCCUGGCAAUUCCCAGCCCUUCUUGCAUCUUAUUUACGCUAGUUUGACAGCUUGCUGAUGAAGUUGUAGACAUGUUCCUAGCAGCCAGUCCAUACUUCAGUAUGUUUCCAAAGCACCAAUCGCUACGUUGUAAUGUUGGGUCAGCUAAAAGCACAGUGCAGCAGCAGACUCGAUGCUGUACUGACUUGGGGCAGAGCAGGCUGUUUGCUGCUUUCGCUUGCCUUUCUCAGCCAUUUUUCUCAGCCAACGUUAGAGCAUUGUUGCGUUAGGUAUUUUGUAUUUUUCCCUUUCUGAUAAUGAUUGCGACCUGUUAGUGGUAGUUCUGUAAUAACUGCACUGUGAUUUUAAUUUUGUCCCAAAAAAAUAAAAAUAAAUUGGUUAGGGAUUUUUUUUCUUAAUGUUAACAUCCCAAUUUCGUUUGAACGUUUAGACUUGUCACGAUAUCAACAUUUUACAAACAAUACGAUACCAGGCCAAGUAUCACGAUACCAAGUAGUAUCGCGAUACCACGGUGGAAAAAAAUCAGGUGCCUAGCAUCCUGUUCGCCCCGUCCCCCGGACGCUUGUUCACGUUUUCUAAACAUUCUCCAAAAACCUGUCACUGAAAUUCACACUUCUGCAGAGGCCGUAUCACUGUAAAUGCUGCACGGCCAAUGCAGAUGCCGAUUGACCAUGCAGUGCCUUUGAGGGCUGGUAGGGGAUGCAGCUGGCUGAUACACUGCCACAAGUGAUAUGCGCAUGAAUGUGAAGUGGAUAUUAAUGGACCUGUGCAUACAAGAGACUAGUGGCUGUUGCUUAAAUUCACCUGAAUGUAUUAACAAAACGGACUUUAAACAUUUUAUAACAGGUGCCAGCAGGUUCUUUUAGAUCGGUAGGGCUGAAAAUGUCGGUAGAAUCAUAUGAAACUGUACUACGGUAUUCAAAAAUGUUGUUAUCGUAAGUAUCAUGGUGUUUUGGUACCGUGAUAUUACCGUGGUACCGGUAUACCGUGCAACAAUAGUUUUAAACGUUCACACCCCCAAUGUAUGCUCAGUGCCACUACAAUGUAUUUUUAAACCUGUCUUUCAGGAGACUGGGCCUGAUGCUGACACCUGUGCAGUGUGUAUUGACGCUUACAAGUCUGGCGACGUGCUGACCAUGCUCACCUGCAAGUAUGUACCAAACUACAGCGGCUUUUAGCUUGUUUAAUUAAUUGUUUAAUAUUGACAAAUGGAGUAGAGUAGGCCUACCCGGUCUGCUAUUCCAACUGCCUUCAUUGUGUGAUUGUCAUCAUUAUUCUUAUUUGUUUCUUUUGUUUAACUUUCCAGUCAUUUCUUCCACAAGACCUGCAUUGAGCCCUGGCUAUUGGAGCACAGGACCUGCCCCAUGUGUAAAUGUGACAUCCUCAUGGCCUUGGGAGUAGAGGUAGGCAACUGCACCUUGCAGCAUGACACAGUACUUUGAAAUAAACUUUGACUGUCAUUCACUGAAGUUCUUGAUUAAAGACUGUUUUAGAUUAAACAUAGCAUUUACACUGCUAGUGGUUAUUGUUUAAGAAGAAUAGGCAAACAUGCUAGAUUGCUGUUCUCAAGGGUUGCAAGUUGAAACCUGUAGUGGGACCUGAAAUGGCUUUGUUUUUAAGAAAGUGAUGAUAUUCAUCUAUCCAACUCAAUCCCCCUGAGCAGCAGCCGGAGGUGGACCAGCCCAGUCAUCAGUUGACCAUGCAGCCAAACACAAGGUCCUACCCCAGGGUCCCAGUCUCAGAGGACACCCGGAGUGAGACAGCCUCCUCAGGCUAUGCCUCUGUACAGGGUACAGAGGAGCCCAGCAGCCCAGCAGAAGAUACACACAUGUAUGAGAGUAAGACACACAAAAUAGUUUUUGAUAGCUUUUUCACAUAAUAAGCGUUGUCUAUAGAGAUAAGGGGGAGUCAUUUUGUUCAGUUGGUAGUGGUACCUCUGUGUGGGUUCUUUGGAAGAUGCUGGCUUUCACGUUAGCUCGAUAAUAUGUCCUGAAGCCCUUGCUCAAGACAUACCGUGUGAAUUUUGCCACCCAUAUUUGAAUUAUAGUGGUUAGAUAUUCCCAUUAAUGAAUUUUUCAAAUACUAUUUUUGUUUAGUUAGUUUGAUUGCUGCAAGUAGAUAUCAACAAGUCCACUACAAAGUCUAUCCCUGAUCAAACAACUAGUAUUGUUGUUACUGUCUGGGGUUAAAGUGCCUCCUUUCCGUCUCCCUCAUCUCUAUUUAGCUUGCCUAUCCAUUGACAUCUGUAUGAGUGAUUGUGCCAAAGUAAAUAUUGACCAGCAGGCUGGUUUUUGUACUGUUUUCUAGCAGCACAUGUGGGGCUUGACUGACUGGUAAUGAUGUUCCUGUUGCAGCGUUGGGGCGCCAUCCUGGCCCAGGGUCAAUCCAGGUGGACAUCGUCCAGCCCCAUUAUGACAACCUUGCCUUUGAGGGCAACUCAUGA
Molecule: messenger RNA, 48958 nt
Organism: Coregonus sp. 'balchen'
Lineage: Eukaryota; Metazoa; Chordata; Actinopteri; Salmoniformes; Salmonidae
Source: the annotation of a GenBank genome assembly